UGAGCAUGGAUAAAAUAUUUUAAUGAAUUGCAGUAAUCAGUGGGGUUUUUCUUCUUCUCUUCUUCCUUUCUUGCCCUAGAGGAAAAGGAGAGAAAUAAACCACUCCCUUCUGAAGUAUUUAAAGUUAGAAAAAGAAGAAGAAGAAGAAAGGGGGGAGGAAAAAACCACCCCUAUUCUUUUUUUUCUUCUCUUGUGCUAGUAAAGCAGACACAGACACACACAAAAGUCAUGGUCUUACUAGUAUGGAACUAGUUAACCUUUAACAAUUUUAUGCUGAUGUCAUAACUGAGCAUGAGUACUGAUUAAUCCAACCUUUUCUCUCUCUCUCUUCCCCCCUCCCUGUAAAAAAUAUUUUUAUUGAGGGAGGUGGGGGGGAGAGCAUAAGAAAAAAAGAAAUAAUUUAGAGCAGCCAUCUUUGUUUUAUGCAGAAAUCUUGUCAGUUUCCCCCCAGUGCCAGGAAUGUCUAAAUAUUGUUCAUGAUCACAGAUCUUGGAGAUUGAAAAGAAAAUAUAACAGCAAGAAGAAAAAGCCUUUAUCUUUAUUAUCAUUUUCGUUUUCUUGCAUGUUUUUUCCCCCUCUUAAAUUUGGAGCUGAUUUUUUUUUUGAAAGGGGGGAGAUCUUUUUAACCCUAUGGAAGAGGGGGUUAAAAUUAAGCCAGCCAUUUUGUUUUUUGUUUUUUAUAUAGGGGGGGCCCUAUAUAUUUUUUACCUCCUGGGGGGGUCUGUUUAAAAAAUAAUUUAAGGGCGGCCAUUUUUGUUUCUUGGUCUUGUGGAAAAUAUUAUCCUGAACUCCCCCCUCAGAAUUUAAAUAUAUCUUUACUCCCCCCUUCGUUUUUUUUUAAUUUUUUUUUUUUAAAGAAGGGGGUCGAGGAAACAUUUCCAGGAAGGACAAAGUUGUAAAGAAGGAGAGUUGUUUUCAUUCAUGGGACUUUUUUUAUUUUUUUUAAACUGAGGUGAUCUGAAGUGGGGGAGAGCUUUUUGUGUGUGAGAGAGGGAGAGAGGGAAGGGGGGUUGCCCCCCCUUCUGCUUUUCUCUUGUGUUUCCCCCACCCCCCUCCUCCAGCACCACCAUGGCUUCCCCUCUGAGGGAGGACGAGGAAGAGGAGGAGGAGAUGGUGGUGUCUGAGGUGGAGGGGGACGAAGACGAAGAGGAGGAAGAGGAGGAGGAAGAAGGAGCAGGGGACAACAGCCCAGGCGACAUAUUCCCGCCUGCUGUUCAGGCUGAGGAGGCUGCUCCACUGACACCGACAGCAUCCACGCCGGCGGCAGCUGAAGGGACAGAGGCGCCUCCAGGUAAACAACACCCCUCCCCCCCCCCAACCUCCCGGUCGCCCCUUUAAUUUGACCCCUCAGGAGAUUCGGCGCUAUAUUAACCACCACAAAAAAAUUAGAAAUCUGCCCCGCCGCCUUCGGAACUGGCGGGAGGGCGGUGGAUGUGGGGGGGGGAAGAGGGGAGGGCAGCUUGUUUGUAAACAACUAACGGCUUUCGAACGCCGAGGGCUCGGGAGUUCCAACCCGCCGCCCUCCUCGCGCCAACUGCCCUUCCCGCGAACCGCCGUUCCGCGCGCGCGCUGCCCAACGGCUUUGGAAUGUUGAGGGACCCGGAGUUCCACCCCCCUUUCUUUUUUAGCCUCUCCUCCCCUCGGCCCGUUGCCCUUCGCUGCAAUGCCUCACCCGGCGCCGACUGCCCCUUGCCCGGCGGCCUUUGGGAACCUUUCCGAUGGCGGGGGUGGGGGUGGGGUCGGGGGUCCACGUCCGAGCCAGCCUCCCCUCCCCCCCCCCCGCCGCCGCCGCCGCCGCCGGCCAAACGGCUCGAGCGGCCGCCGAGAGUCCCAGUCUGCCUCGAAGGAGGCUGAGGAGAGCGCGUGGGGCUUGGGAGACCAGCGGGGCUGAGGUGUGGGGAGGGGGCUCUUGUUUCAAAUCACCCCUAUUUCAUAAUAAUAAUAUUCGACGCUUUCUGAAAGUUGUUGGGGAGCCCUGGCCCCCCUUAUUUGACACCCCGUCUCGGCUUUCCUCAGGGUGUGUGUGUGGGGGGGGAGGGGUGGUUUGUUUUGUAAACAGCCUCACCCUCUUCCCGUCCUCGACUUGGUUUUUUUUGGGGGGGGGCGGUUAUCUGCAAGCACACCCUCAUGUAUACAAAUAAAUAAGAGAGAGAGAUACUGCUCCCAUGAAUUGUUGUGAAAAGGACCCCCACUUUUUUUAACCUGAUCCCCCUGUUUUUAGGGGGGGUUAGUGGGUGGGCACCCCAUCUCUGGAGAAUGGGAACCAUGCCAGUGUCACAUGAGGGAAUAAGCCCCAAACUCCCUCGUCCUCUUUGGGCCUGAGCAGCGAGAAGUUGUGGCAAAUGCAACUUUUGGGGGGGGGGGUACAUAUGCACUGAGAGUGUUUAUUCUUACGGUUGGCAGGAAGGGUUAUAAGCCUGGCACAGGUGGCUGAAAGGGCCGUGCUUUUCGGGUAAAUGGGGUUGGGGGUGACGCCUUGUGAUUUGGGGGUAGGGAAUGUGAGGUGAGGCACAUGUCAGAAAAGCGUGCCCUAGAGGUGAUGGGAGCAGCUGGCUACUUGGUGGCCAUAUGCCAGUUUUGACAGGAGCAGAGAGGGCUGCCUGACAGCAGGGCAACAGGACUGAAGGGAGCGGAGAGGCCUGUGUUUGGGGAUUAUGAGAGGCAGGAGCCUCUAUGUAGUGGGGCCAGUGUCAGGAUUGGAACAGGAGGCCUCUGUCGUUGAGGGAGUGGGCUUGGCAGACUUAUGGUACUUGGGAUGAAGAUUUAGAAACUGCAGGGGCAGAACACUUUCUGCGAAACCCGAUUGGAACAAGGCCGAUGUUUCAUUGAUCGGGACCUAUUGUUCAUAGUAUUACAGGCCCAUUGAUUGGAAUUGGGUGGUCAUGGGAAAGGGACUCUGGAUUCUGUGUGUGGAUCAGGAGCCAUUGUUGCCUUUUGAUCUUACAGUCAGUCAUAAUAAUAGUUAUUCAGCCCCUGCAUGUGUUUUUUAUUAUUAUUACAAAAAUCAAUAAAAACAGGCCCAAACCACAGAUGAUCAUUCUAAGAAAGAUGAAUAAAAACGGAAGGUGAAGCACAUACAGGAGAACAGUAAGGCCCAAUCCAUGUGACAGGAAAGGUGGUUGGACCAUUAAGCAGGUCUAGACAUUGAGGGUUGCGUUUCGAAAUGCAAGUUGGGUAACUUUGAGGCCAAAUUGGUGAUGUCAGGAGUCUAGCUCAUAUAAGGCAGUAUAUAUGGGGGUAAUUCCUCUUGCAUUUUUAAAGGCCUAGACAGACUUGCCAAGACACAUUCAGAUAGCCCACGUAGUGGCUAGCAAGAGAUACUUAAACAUUAAAAACUAUCACAACACUAAAAGGGUAAAGGACCCCGUCAGUUAAGUCCAGCCGCGAAUGACUCUGGGGUUGCGGCGCACAUCUCGCUUUACUGGCUGAGGGAGCUGGUGUUUGUCCACAGACAGUAUUUCCGGGUCAUGUGGCCAGCAUGUCUAAGCCGCUUCUGGCACACGGAAACGCCGUUUACCUUCCCGCCGGAUUGGUACCUAUUUAUCUACUUGCACUUUGACGUGCUUUUGAACUGCUAGGUUGGCAGGAGCUGGGACCAAGCAACAGGAGCUCACCCCGCCGCGGGGAUUCGAACCGCAGACCUUCCGAUCGGCAAGCCCUAGGCUCAGUGGUUUAGACCACAGCGCCACCCCCACGUCCCAUCACAACACUAUGUCUUACUUAAACUGAUUAUCUGCCCCCUCUAAUUAUCGGUGACCCUCUGGUCCUCUCUUUCGGUAUUGUUAAGAAUAUCAGAUAAUUUACAGAUGAUGAAAUUACUGGUACAUGUGUUUAAACAAGGUAGGUUUGCUUGCUGGCUCGCUUGCUUCUGGUUUAAAUAUUAGUGCAGUAUGAGCAAAGUGAGAAACAAAAUGGCUUUCUGUCAUACAAAGUUUACAAUUUAUUAUGCUAUGAUAACUUGCACAGGAAAUGCUUCUUUAGGGUUCAUUUCUGCUGACACUGACAGACAAUGGCAGUGACUUGUUUUAUGGAGCAUAGUUAAUUCAAAAAGUGCUACCCUGUAUCUUGCAGGAACAGGUAACAGUGUAAGCACAGGCUGGAUAUGAGUGUGCACAAGAAGUUCCUAAAUACUUGAUAUGGUUAUCUCACAAGUUGAUGGACCCUUUCCACACUCUGACUGUGGCUGAGCAUAUUGACCUUGCAGCACCUGCAGUUUUGCCAUUUCUAAGAAAAACUAGUUGUACGUACCGGCUUUCCAGAGUGAUAGAAAAAUGGGCGAUUUGAUCCUUGUAGAAAGGGUGCUACCUAUCAACCUUUCUUUGAUUUAAUUAGAUUGUGGACCUUCCAGCAACAGUUCCUGCUACUUUAUGAAUUAACUUUACCUGUCUCAAGCCCACACAAAGAGCUAUAACCCUAGGUGUAAAAUAAUUUCUCAUUGAAAACAACAACUGCAUUUCUGAGUAUUCUUGGGAAAGGCCAGCUCCCCCCAUUCUGUGGUUGGCUAAUGUACAGCAUAUAUCUUGACAGUGGAACAGCUACUUUGGUAAUGGGAAACUGUAUCAGGCUGGAGGUCCCUCAGCUGGCCAGAAGCUUUUUUUUUGGCAGUAGAUAUUUCAUCACAAGCCAGUGCUGCUUGAAGCAGUGUGACAGAUGUUGCCUGUGAUUUCAUCAGGAAUCUGUGUGAGCUCCUGGGCUCAAAAUCUAGAGGGUAAUUUUCCUCCUAUGAUGGAACACCACAACAAAAAGGCAUGUGGACUAGAAUAUUGCAAACUGGAUAUUGCUCCUAUUGCCUGUAGGAGGAAACUUUUCAGCCUUUAUCUAUGAUGAGGUUUUUUGUUUAUAGUUGUUUAUACUUUGCACAACUCUGCAAAUUCACAGGGAGAUCAAACUUCAUAAUCUCUGCACUGGGCAUAGUAAUGGAAGGGCUUGUGGUUCCAAGGAUGGUAAGAGCAGUUACCAGGUCCAUAGUGGAAUCUCAUUCCAGUUGACUUGCAAAAAAGUUGUACUUGACAAUGCUUUAAUUCUCCAAGAAUGUAGGUGGAUUUUAAAGAAAUGCUUUGACACGACAGCAAUCUAGGUAUUGGCUCCAUGGAAAUGAAUGUUGCUUGUACAGUUGCACAAGAUAGAGUGGAAGGUGGGAGAAUGCAGGAAAGCAAAGGGAAGGGAAGGCCCAGAGAGUACAGAAGUGGGCUCAGGAGUAGAGCUUGGGGGAAUGAAGAAUCAUAGAAUCAUAGAGUUGGAAGAGACCACAAGGGGCAUCGAGUCCAACCCCCUGCCAAGCAGGAAACACCAUCAGAGCACUCCUGACAUAUGGUUGUCAAGAAGACCAUGCUGUAAUCAGGAAUGGACUCUGCAGGGAAGAAAGCCAGGAAAUAUAACACCCUGGGGCACCUGGGGUCAGAAGAAAGGAGAGUGUUGACCAAGAGCACAGUGCAAAGGCAACAGGGUGGUGGUGGUGGAUAUAACCUGAAGAACAGAGGGGUUUGGGAAGCACCAGGCUAGUCCACCAAUGCAAGGAGAGGUGCUAGAGGAAAGCAGAGAGACAAUACCAAAGUAUUAAAAGAAAUAUAAUGAAAUACCGGUAACUCAUUCAUUUUCAUGGGGUUCCACUUGCAGGCUACUUUUGAACCACUGGCUUCUAAUCCACAAGCAUUCCAUAUUUUGAUAAUUCUUGCUAUUAAACUGGUUCACCCUGUUUCACACUCCAACAAGGUAAUCCACCCCUUGCAAUGUAAGAAGGCCUAGGAAAUCUGGAAGGAAGCCUUGGUGCUCUGACCUCCCCCAACUUCAUUGGAGCACAUAUCUGUCAAUUGUGUGUGUGCCAGCAAUGCUUCUUGCCAGUUGGUGCCCUUCUAGUCUAGAUUUGUAGUGGUGUAACUGGCUAGAAGACAGUCAUCCUGUUUUCAGCCACUGGCUGAAGAUUACAGCUGGUUGUCAAGCUAUUUUUGAAAAUGUGAUGGCUUCAUUCUUGUUUCUUUCCUACAAUGCCCAACUCUUGAGAAAUCACAGUUUAGAAAACCCUGCCUCACUAUUAAUCCAGCAUUGCUUUUGGUGGACAAAUUGUAGAAUUGAGCCAUGCCCGUAAAUCUUUCCCCAUCUCACUGAAUAUGCUAUUUUCCCCUUGCCACCCUCAUCUCCGCAUGACUGUUUUUACCCUGAUGAUUAAGAUUUCUCACUAAUGGAAAAGGCUGUUAUUCUCCUCCAUUAACUGACACAGAUAAAAGGCGCUGUUCUUUUUUUUCUAAAUUGGCCAUCCAUUUUUAUUUUUUUUGUAUUAAAUUGAAAUACAUAAAUACCGUUUGUCGUGAAAGAGAUGACAAUUCUAAGCAGGGUUGGUCUUCUGUAAUUUGUAGUUAUGGCUACACAUCUACAUUCCUUAUCCCCCCUCCCCAUUUCCUUUCCAGAUCCUUUGUUAGCCUUAUAUAAUAUAUAUUUUCAAGGUAGGGAGUAGAAAUAUCACGUGUGUGGAAAAUUCUAGUUGAUUGCCUGCCAAAUAUAAGAAUCUUCUGCGCAUGUGUGCCAAUAUUAUGAUUAGGAAAGGGGGGGUGGAGGGGGAGAAGAAUGCGUGGAAGAAGUAGGAGGAAAAAAAGAUUGAUAGAUAGAUUAGAAAUUGACAAGAGUUGCGGGGGAGGGGGUGUCUGAUAAGCCUACCCUGAUGUAUUUCCCCCCCUCGUAUUUGUCAAUUCCAUCCCAUCAGAAGCAGAAGGAAGGCGGCGUGGUAUGAGGGAAAUGCAACAAGGUGAAUCAGCUUGCAGGAUUCAGAGAUAAAUGUUGUAUUGUCAGAAGGAGCUAGGAUUGUGCCAGAUGCAAAAAUAUAGCAAGCAGAGAAAAGGAGGGAGGAAUGGGAGGAGGUGGAAGAGGGGCGCCUGAAUGGUGGUUAUUGCACCAAUAUCCAUUAAUCUUAACAGCAUUUGUUAACUGAAGUGGGGUGGGGGAAGCGUUUGGAAGCGGUGGGGGUUUCGGCUUUAUUUGCAAGAUUGAAAAACAACACAAAAGUGCUUGGUUGACUCAGUGUGGGCAAUGAUUAUGUAGUAAUGUAUGUCCCGUGCCUGCUUUCCUCUGCCUGUAGUGGAUUAUCAGUCUCUUCUUGGUUAGUUAAACCUAGAUCUGCUUUUGCACCUGGUUUUAAUCUGAGACAUUAAAAUUAGGAGGUCUACUGGGGAAGAUGGGUAUUUUUAGACUGCAAUUUGAAAAGAGACUCAACCAGUCACUGGAUUGUCUUUGAAAUCUAGCAGGCAUGUGCCUGCAUUGUAUGAGCUGGCCGACCUCAGAUGGUUGAGAGGGUGAUGGGCAGAUCUGAGCUGGGAAGGUGGGAUUGAGCUGAUGAUGCCAACAUUUGUAUGUGAUUGCUUCCCCCACAGGCCUGAUUUAUCUCUCGGAGCAGCUCCCGUGACUAUUUUGAGUUUGGCACUGUUGUAAAUGGAGGCCGAGUUGGCAUGAGCAAGGAAGAUCUGGCUGGCCUGUAUUGUGGAUAUAAAAUUCUGUUGCUGGGUGGGUGGGGAGGAAGGGCUUGGAUUUGCACCACGUUUGAAGAGAAAAACGCAGGUUCUCUGUUUACCCACAAAGGGUGGACGCUGUGCUAUUCCCACGCACACGCUGACUUUCUCUGUAGUCAGUAUGUUUAAUCUUUGACCUGGAGGAACCCCCCUGCGGGGGCACAAGAGGGCAGUUUAGCUUCCUGCAGCCCCGUUUAGCCUGCGACCUCUCAGCAGAGCUGCUGGCGCAGUGAGCCAAUUAGUGCCAGCUGUGAUUUAUACAGUAGUUUGUGUCCUGUGGCUCAUAGGGUGGGGUGAUAGGAAAUGAGCAAAGAGGGGCCAGGACUUCAGAGCCUGACAACGCAUUGUGUUGUAGGUCACCCAAGAGACAUUGGGUGGCGGUGACUUCUGGCUCCCUGGCGUAAGUUGGAAGCUACUGCCUCUCUCUCUGUACUGGCUGUGCUCUUGAUGAUGUUCCCCUGUCUAGAUUGGAACUCAUUCAUCGCCCUGUUUCUAAAAAUAUCAGCAAAUGUUCCAGGCUACCUUGGUGGGCCAAAUCCUGUGCAGAUGUAUAAUUAGCAGUAGUUGGGGAAGGGCAGAGAACCUGUGAUGUUCCACAGUUGUUGCAAGAGCCCUUGGAGGGGAAUUAAUGCUAAAUAUGAAGGUGAAAUGUAAAGCUGCUACUGUACUACGUAUUGUAAUCUCUGUGAUACUUCUAGGCUGUGCGUUGCUUCAUAGACCUCAAGUCAUUGAUCGUCACAACAAUCUAUUGUUAAUAGGGGCCAACAUGAUGUGAUGAACAUGAGAAACACUGUUUCAGAUACCUGUUUAGUUGUGAAGCUCUCUGGGUGGCCUAGAGCUGUUUUACAAGUUAGGAGAAUGAGGUGCUAGAACUCUGGACUUGUACCAUUUGACUACAGGUGGGCGAUUAUAGUUCUGAACACUUUCCUAUGUAAUUAUCUAUGCAGAUUGUAAAUUAGCACAUCAGACCCUGCACUGAUUUUCCACGUUUCAAGGAAGUGUGUUUGGGGGUUGUUGGUUUUUUAUGUAUGGGAAUAUUCAAUAUAUGACCACUCACCUGCAGUCUAAAACAACUGCCUUGUCUUUAACUUCUGUUAUAGACUGGCUAGCCAGUUGAAAGGAAAAUACCGCAAUAUUGGUGCUAUUUAUAUAUACUGAGUAAUUUUUUCUCCUCAGUAAAAAUGGGCAAGUAGGAUUGUAGAAAAUAAUGUUAGCCUCCAGCUUAUCUGAAAAGAGAGAUCUAUAUCUUCUGAUAGCCCCUGCUAACGACAUCUUAAGGAACUGGUCCAAUAAUAAAUAAAGUGCCUAUUUUAAGUAUGACUAUUGAUACAGUGGGGGAUGCGGGUGGUGCUGUGGGUUAAACCACAGAGCCUAGAACUUGCCGAUCAGAAGGUCGGCGGUUCGAAUCCCCGCGACGGGGUGAGCUCCCAUUGCUCAGUCCCUGCUCCUGCCAACCUAGCAGUUCGAAAACACAUCAAAGUGCAAGUAGAUAAAUAGGUACCGCUCCGGUGGGAAGGUAAAUGGCGUUUCCGUGCGCUGCUCUGGUUUGCCAGAGGCGGCUUAGUCAUGCUGGCCACAUGACCCGGAAGCUGUACGCCGGCUCCCUCGGCCAAUAAAGCGAGAUGAGCGCCGCAACCCCAGAGUCGGUCACGACUGGACCUAAUGGUCAGGGGUCCCUUUAUCUUUUUAUUGAUACAGUGGCUUAUUUAUAUUAUUGGCUUAUCCGAGAUGUAGGCACAAGGACAAAUAUGGUCACUAUUCAGAGUACAAGACUGGAGGGAUGUAUUAGCUAAGGCAGCCUUUGCCAGCCUGGUGCCUUCUAGUUGCUGUUGGGACUGCAGUUCCCAUCAGGUGCUCCAGCCAUCAUUUUGAGAAUUGUAGUCCUACAACAUCUGGAGGGUACCAGAAAGCUGGGCAAAGAGAUCUAGUUUAAGUUGGCCCAACUGCUUACAGAGCAUAGACUAAUCAUGGAAAGAAUGCAAAGGGGAAGGGUUUCAGUUAUAUUAGGUGAAGGCAUUCACAAAGAGGCUACUGUGAUCUGGAGAGCAGUUGAGGUCUGUGACAGCAUAUGAAAGCAUGUGCCUGAGCAAGGAGAAUGACUUGAAGGGUGCUAUCUUUAGCAUAGGGGUAACCAGCCAGCAUGGUGUCUUCCAGAUUGUUGUUAAGCUACAACUCUCACAAUCCCUGGGCAUUUGCCGUGCUGGCUGGGGCUGAUGGGAGAUGUAGUCCAACAAUAUCUGAGUCACCAUGUUGGCUACCCCUUUUCUAGGACCUGCGGUUUGCUAAUAUCUGAGUUGCAGGUAGCCAAAAAUCAGUGUGAGAGAUGGAUUUGGAUAUUGUAAUUCCAGAAGACAAGUGGGGGAGAAUGUGGGUUAGAAAACUUCUCUGUACAACCUCAGCGAGAAUUAGAGCUUCUGUGCUGAGGUGCACAGGUCUUACCUCACAUUAGUGCGGUCAAGGCAUGUAGACAAGCAGCUACUGCCAUGAUGCUGGAGAGGCUGUUGGACGCUUUCCCUUUUCUUUUUAUAUCUCUGGUAGGACUGUCCUCUGGUGCAGGAGCUUUGGCCAAAGGUAUUUGGGGUCAUAUCUGAUGUUAUCCAGCAAGAGGUAGUUCUAGAUCUUUGGUUGGCAUUGCUCUCUGUGUUUGAGGGGUCUUGGUGAAUGGUGACUUCAUUAUUGGCAGCUGCACAUAUAGAGGUGGCACAGCACUGGAUGACCAGGUCAGGCUGUAUGUUACAAGGAUGGUAUACACAUGUAUGGUAUCUCACCUUGUCUGAGUGCCGCUGGAAUAAGCAAAGAAGACAGCUUUUUGGGGUUUGGUACCCAUUCCUAUCUUAUGUAAAUAGGGGCAUGAAUGGAGUUCAUCUGCCAGGCUCUCAGAGAUUUAUCUGGAGUGAAUUAUUGAUAUAGAUCCCGUAUUUUUCCAUGUAUAAGAUGAGUUUUUUUCCUUUAAAAAUUAUGUUAAAAAUUGGGGGUCGUUUUAUACACAGAUAGUGUAUAAAUGGGCGAUGGGUUGCAGCCGCGAGCAGGAGAUUGUCAGUGGCUAUUGGGUGGUUGAUUGGUGGCCGCAGCAAGGGCUGUUGUCGAUCGGCUGCCCCUGCGGCAAUUGGGUGGGCGAUUGGUGGCUUUUGCGAUUUUAAGCGUCAGUCAGUCAGCUGAGUGAUUUUUGGCAAACCCCCCACCAAAAAAAAGCUCAACAAUUGUGGGCAAUCCUGCCAAAAAAGCUUAACAACUCUACAACUCUUGACAACCUCCCCCCAUUUUCUUAAUUUGGAGUCCCAAAAAACAGGGGGCAUCUUAUACACGGCAGGGGGUUAUACAUGGAAAAAUACAGUAAAUACUACUAAAAGAGUUAGGCUUGAUGAGAGGUUAUCAUAGAAUCAAAGAAUUUGUAGCGUUGGAAUGACCCCAAGGGUCAUCUAGUCUAACCUCCUGCUAUGCAGAAAUCUCAACUAAAGCAUCCAUGACAGAGAGGCAUCCAGCCUCUGCUUAAAAACCUCCAAGGAAGGAAAGUCCACAACCUUCAGAGGGAGUCUGUUCCACUGUCAAACAGCUCUUACUGUCAGAAAGUUCUUCUUGAUGUUUAGUUGGAAUCUCCUUUCUUGUAACUUGGUGCCAUUGGUUCGGGUUCUACCUUCUGCAGCAGGAAAGAAAACUGCAAUGGGAAUAUGAAACUGAAACUUUAGAAUGCUUUAGAUCAGGCCUGGGAAGGGCACAAUUCUAAUUUGGAAUUGACCAUUAGGUCAUGCCCGCGGGUGCCCAUAAGGUAUUGGGCACAUGUAGAUACAUUUCUUCUUCACACAAAACAAUCUCUCCGCUCUAAUAGCAGCAGCUUGAUUUGGAUCAGUCUGAGUUCUCGUUCUCUUCCAACAAAAAAAAUUCUACAGCUGUCACGACCAGUCAUCAUAUGGUGAACCUUCUCACCACAUAUCUCAUGCCCAGAUGCACUGUGCCUUGCUUGGCCCUUUUGUGUCUCCCUGAAGCAUCAAGCCUCCUUGGAGUUUCUAGGAAAACAAACCCAUGUUGCAAGGGAAUACACUUUUUGUAAGCAGCAGCAACAGUACUCUUAUCAGAUGAAGCUUGUAGUCAGUUCAAUGCUGGUUGAAAGGGAGCAGGCGUGUGGCAGGGGUCUCCCCCAGCAAGACAUGUCUGCCUAUGUUUCCCUCUCCCCUGCCCUGCCUUUCCUCGUCUGGAAAUACUGGUGGGAGUCUGAGAGUAUUUUAAUAUGUGUCCCUGGUGUGCAGACAACUUAGGCCAGACUGUGAAGGAUAAAAGGAAGAACAGCUGGGUUGGCAGCUGUAGGAUAAAUUGAUUUUUAUGCAUUUGUUACAUUGUCCACCUUUUCUCCCCAAGGGACUUGGAGCAGUGUCCACAGAGGUUUCUCAGCAGUCUUGAAUCCAGGCUCUGGGCAGACACACCACCUUAUUUUCAGCAGGGCACCUAGCUGUGUUCCCUUUAGACCUUUACCUGGACUUGCAGUGGGGGAACUGAGGCUGAGACUUUGACCUGUAAUGAGGCCAGGCAAUGGACACAGGUUUUCCAAAGCUAAGCCAGUUCGCUGUAUCAUGGCUUUUGGAGUGGUGAUGCUCUGCAUAGCAGCAAGGGUUGCGGGAGUGGCUAUUGAGAGAAGUUGCUUGAGGUGUGAGCAGGAGCAGUAUAGGUUCAGGAGCAAUCCUGCAUAAUGAUACUUCUUAUACAGGACGUUUCAGAGUGCAAGAUACGUUACAGUUCAUAUUUCAUAUAUGCAUCAACCAGGCUCCAAGUAGGUUAGGCUGAGGCAUGUCCAAGGUCAUUCAUCCACUAAACCUCCUGGAUAUGUGAGGAUUUGAAUCUGGGAUGGAUAGAUGUUGCCUCUUACUUCCAGGGUUGGGCUUGGUGGACUUUCAGUCUCCUUCCACCUGUUUGUUUAUUUGUAGAUUUAUUUUUGUGGGUUGUACUUCAGGGAAAGGGUUCUCAAAAAUGUCUUCAGUCACUUCCUAACCACAAGAACUUGUUUGUUCAAUUUCAGUAGGAGACUCAUUUCAGAAGCCUGGAGCUGCAGCACUAACAGAGUCUGUGAUUCUCCCAUCUCAGGGGCCCUGAGCCUAGAUUUCAACCCAAUUCUUGGGAAGCGGAGUUGGUCAGUGUCAGAUGAAACACAAAGGCUUGCGUUGCUCAGGCUUGGAAGGGAUUUGGGCAAACGGUGACAGAACCUGACGUAUUGGUCCUUCUAGUUUAGGGAAAGGUUUUCUGAGCACUGACACUUAGUGGGGUUACGUCCCACAUUAAUCACAGCCAGGUUAGCAGCAAGGCUCUUCUGUCUCCUUCCCCGCCCGCCUUGUCUGGCAAGACAAGAGAAAUCGCUCAAGGGGGCAGAGUGGCUCUGGAGCGUCUAAUUACCACUGAGCCGGCUGUCCUGUGAUAUUAACGAGUCGGCGGCGUGUGUAGCCUCCGUGUGCGGCUCGCUGUAGAUAGAGCCUUCCUCUGUGCACCGAGGGGAGCAGGAGGUUGAAAAGCUGUCGGAGAAAACGCAGAGGAUUAAUGGUCCCUCCUCUGUCUUAAUAUACUGAAGUAAUUUCAGUUGAUGCCGGCGGAGUCGCUUCUGAUUUACAAGAAGUGUGAACGAGAGGGGAGUUGGCCCGGGUGACUCCUAUUAAGGAGUUAUGCCUCGUUGCUACACCUGCUGCAUAGUAGAGUGUCUAUGUCGGUGACAACCAGCCUUCAGCCAGCCUGCCUGGAGGAUUUUCUUUAAAUCCCUAGCCCACCCAGUUGGCUCCACUGUGCCUUGCAGUGCUACCAGGAAGCACUUGAGCAGUGACCAGUCCCAGGUCUCCCAUUCAUCUGCUGGGACUGAGGAUGCCUGUAAAGGAAGGGUGGUAGUGCUUUGGGAGGAGCAUCAGACAGCAGCUGCUGGAGGUGAGCUGGCAAGGCACCAAGACAUGGGGGUCCUUAGCCAUCGCAGACUGGAAUUAAGAGAAUUUGGAACAUCGGGCUGGGGAAGAAGCAGGAGGAGGGAGAGUGACCUGCAACUCCCAACCAUAUAAAGGGUUGCAUAAUCUCUUUUGAGGGUAGGAAAGUUGGCCGUGCCAGGUGCAGAGUAUUGGCAUUUGGCAUUUGCAACAGGACAGAAGGGAGGAGAUGAACUUGUAGGCAGCCCUCCAAUGAACAAAGGAGACCAACUUUAGGGUCAUUCAGACAGACGUGUCUUACUUUCAUCCUGUUUGCAUGCUUUGUUACGUACAAGGGUGCAUUUGCUCCUUCUCCAUCCCCUUGUGAGGAGGGGUGUGCUCGGUGCACUUAUGUAGAACUAAAUCAACCUUCCCCAUUCAGCAAUGGGAGGGUGGGUGAGGCUGUAGCCUCCGAAGUGCCCUUUCUUUGCCUGGCCUUGAAUUUCAACCCACAAGCUUUUUUUGUGGUGAGCCAUAUGCACUUGCAGCCUUUUGUGCCAAAAGGCGGGUCACCCGCUGCCUCCCCUCCUUACCCACUGCCCUUCUUCAUGGCUUCAAGUGUUUUGUGAAGCAAAAUGAGCCAAGGUUUUUGUGGAAGUCCCUUAGGGGGAUUGUCGUCUGUGCCCUGUGACCGUCUUGAGAGUGUUGGAACAGAUGGCUGCUCUUCUGACCAAGCAGGGUGGGGGUGGGGUGGGAGAGUGAAAGCAAAACAGUCAUAAUAGUAAAAAAUAGAAUCGUUCAAGCCUGUCUGGAUAAAGUUGACCACAGGGGUGAGGAGGACGAGAAGGAACUCCACCAGGGUUUCCAGCUUCCCCUAGCAUGGCUCUUUCAGCGCAGUGGUGAGACCUGCUGGCAGAGAGCACAGUGUGAGGAAUGGAGAGAGGAUAAUUGUUUCAGCAUGUGUGUGAGCUUGGAGCAGUGGCUGCCCAGAAGUAGCAAAGCACACAAGUGAUUUCCUUCUCUUUCUGUCUUUUUUCGUUGGUCUCAUUUCCCUCCCUCCCACCCCCUUUAUUUUCAGACGAAGAGGAGGAGGAGCUGCGCAACUUGGAGAGCCCCCUUGUUGUCAAGAAGAAGAAACGAGGGCCCAAAAAGCAGAAAGAGAACAAGCCGGGGAAGCCCAGGAAGCGCAAGAAAUUAGUAAGUUGCCUCCUUUUCUCCACUUUUGCACAUGUGUGCAUAUGUGUUAAUGGCAUUAGUGACUUGUUGCUUUUUGAAGGAGGUGGACGUAUGAUGGGGCAGUCGUGAUAGUGGCAAGACUGUCUUACUGGGGCCUGUGGGGAACCAAUUUGCAAUGGGGGGCAGGGUUCCUUGAUGCCUUGGCCAUUCUGGCCCCUUUAAGGCUAAAGAGUCCACUGGAAAGAAACAGCAAAGUUUGAUUUUGGACUGGGAUUCCCUGCCACCCACCCCCGGCUAUGCUAGCUAAUUGGUUCUUCAGCUUAUGUAGUCCUGGUAUGCAGAGAUGGAAUUCUGCAUUUGUUGAAGGCUAUGGUGGAUUAAUGGAGGGGCACAAAAGGCACACAUUUAACUGGGUGGGAGAGGUUCCUCAUAGGUUUGUUUUUUUUAAUCUCCCCUCUUCAUUUUGGAUGAAAAUGAGUUGUUUGCGUAAUAUCCCUAGUUUUCCCAUGCACCAGUCACAUAAGUUUUUGGGCCUCCCUGUCAGUGGGCUGCACCUCCCUGGGGGCUCUCGCUUUGUAACGGAAGGUUUUCUGCCUCAGGCAUUCUGCUGCUGAAUCAUCUCUUCAAGGUUUACUGUUUGUUUUGUGGGUUGACAGUAACUGCAGGCUGGUUAUUUUGCUAAGCCGCUUUAUCUCACCAUAAUGGACGGGUUGCCCUUGUCCUGGCACGGGCUCCUUUGCCCAGCAGGAAGGUUGUUGCUAAUUAAUGCUAAUGAUCUCACUUGUUGUGCCCUCUCACUCUCUGUCUUCCCCUUGGCAGGUCAGCGAGGAUGAGUUUGAAUCUGACCGAGAGGAGUAUCGGGCCAAGUCGGAGAGUGGCGGCAGCGACUAUGGAGGAGUGGGGAAGAAAAAGCGGAGAAAGCAUCGGGAGAAGAAGGAGAAAAAGACAAAACGACGGAAAAAGACGGAAGAAGAUGGAGUGCAAAAGCCAAAGGUAGAAUCCUAGAAUUGUAGAGUUGGAAGGGACUCCAAGGGUCAUCUAGUCCAACCCCAAGCAAUGCAGGAAUCCCAACUAAAGCAUCCAUGACAGAUGGUCAUCCAGCCUCUGCUAAAAGCUUCCAUGGAAGGAGAGUCUGCAACCUCCUGAGGGAGGGCCCUUGGAACUUGCUGGAUAACUCAGGGAGUUUGCACCUCAGACUCCAGACUAGAAGCACCACCACCCAGUUCUCAAAUAGCUUGGUUUAAAAAUAAUUAUAAUAAUAAUUGUAUACCGCCCUUCAUCUGAAGAUCUUAGUGUAAAAAUAAAAGAUAACACAAAAUAACAUAAUAAAAAUAAGAACGAAAACAAAACAGUUGGGAUGGGAGGGGCAGAAUGAUAGGUUUUGUAUUCAUGCCGAGACCCAGAAUUAGACCCAUCUGUGUUUCUGCAGUCCUGUACUUUUCAACAAUCCCCACACUUUUCCACCAUGCAAGGCUGUGCUAGCACUGACUGGAGAAUUACAAGGCAGCAAUAAACCCGCCAAACACUUUCUCCACACUGUGUUGGCUUCUGGAUAAUCCCACAUGCCCAGAUAUUUUUCUCAGUGCCACCUGUUGAAAAAGCCAUAGGCAAAGCAGGGGCGUAGGAAGGGGGGUGGGGGUGGUCUGCCCCGGGUGUCAUCCAUGAGGGGGUGUGUGUGACAAAAAGGUACACUGUGGGGGGCUCGCCCCGCUGCCCCUAGCCAUGCGUAGCGGAUGGCCCCACUGCCGCCAUGUGUGGCAGAUCGCUCCAUCAUGCGUGGAUCAUGCUGCCCCCCCCCCCGCAGCUCGCCCCGCCCCCCUGGUGCAUGGCAUGGCCUCAGCUCCAGAUGCCCAUGUAUCGAACUCCACCUCCGAGACAAAGCAGGGUGAGGAAGGCAGACAGACACAGCAAAAGAAUGCAGAGAGUUCCACAGGGCCCUGGAAGAGAGGUUUUCAGGCUCCUCACACAACCUCUGCCAGCACCUGUGUUUAUUCUUCAUGGGCAUUUACAGUGGCGAAAGGCAGGGACUUUGAUCUUCUUUAUUUUAGGUUUUUAUUGAAUGCAUAUUCAGUAGAUAAAUGAUCUCAGAGUGUCUCAGGGUUUAAAAAUAUAAAAACAAUACAAUACAACCAUACAUAGAGAUACAAUCAUACCUCGGGUUACAGAUGCUUCAGGUUGCAUUUUUUCGGGUUACGGACCCACUGAAACCCGGAAGUACCGGAAAGGUUUACUUCCGGGUUUUGGUGGUUGCGCAUGCGCAGAAGCGCUAAACCGCACUUUGUGCGUGCACAGAAGCAUAUAAUCACAACCUGUGUGUGCACAGACGUGGUGCUGCGGGUUGCGAACGCUGCUGGUUGCAAAUGUGCCUCCUGCAUGGAUCAUGUUUGCAACCCGAGCGUCCACUGUAUAUUGGAAAGCAGUAGCAAACGAAAAGCAGAAUGCCAGAAAAAAAGAGUAUAGAGCUCCACAUCUUAAAAUACCUGGGCAAAUAAAUAGGCCUCUUCAAUUCAUUCCAAAAAGACAUUGAGCUCAGUACCAAACAAGCCUCCAAGGGGGAGAGUCUUCUAGACCUGGUGUGCUGUAAUGUAAGAAACUCUGUCAUGGGAUACCACAUGCUUUGCUCCAGUAGGUGGAGAGACCCAGAGACAGGGGUCUGAGCUCUUAAUGACUGGGCAGUUUUGUAUGGGAGAGAGCAGUCCUUAAGGUAGCAUUGUUCCCAAGCUGGAGCCUGCUGCUCCUUUCUUUGACAUUAUUCUGUGGAGACACGUAACAGGGUUAGUAGCAAAAGGGUCCCCACAGGGCAACAUUUCAUAUUUUGCUCAGGUUGCUUUCUGGGAGCUCUUAAAGCAGAAAAAUAAGCCCACUGAGACCAGGUGGGCUUAUUUUUCUGGAUUAAACCCGGAGUCACCCUUGACCCUACACCAAAUACAGGUUUGUUUUUCUUGAUCAACUGCCAGAACAAUGGUCAGGCAUGUUCUUACAACUGCCUAGCAAGUUCAGCCUCCUGGUGUUCUGCCUUCCCACCUUCAGUGUCAUUCAGGGAUAGAGUGUACUGGGAUGCUUGUGGGAUUCCUCUAUAUUUAUUUGUCAGCUGUAGCACAGAAUGUGUUGCAGAAUCCCAGUGGGCCUUUCCUCCGUCCCUUGGGAUGAUGCCACUGUCCAUAAAGUGGUAGAGUGUGAGGGGAUUAAUGCUCCAGCAGGCACAGAGUGGUGGAUGCAUCCAGCAUGGUGGCUUAAUUUGUCAAGGCACGCUUCAGCUCCUCUCAAGGCACACUACUGUGCUGAUGUAGAGACCCAUUUGCAUUUCCAGUCCUUCAUGUCUCUUGUCCCAACACUCUUCCCCUGGUGCAAGGCAACAGUAGCACAGCUGGGAGAUUUUUGCUUAAAUAGCUCAAAAUAUACUGAACUUUUCAUGUUUCUUUCAAGGUGGAGCAGAAAUCCUCUGCUCAGCUGCUCAUGACCUGGGGGCUGGAAGAUGUGGAUCAUGUCUUCUCCGAGGAGGAUUAUCACACCCUGACAAAUUACAAAGCCUUCAGCCAGUUUAUGAGGUGAGUGUCUGGAAUCCAGGAGGAAUGGUGGGCUUCAAGGUCCACCAAUUCACAAACUAAAGAAAAUCAGACACUGAUUGUUGUUUGGAGAUGUGGGGUAAGCUAUGUAAACAGCAGUCUUCAAAUAAUUUUUAAAAAACCUGUUUUUGUGCAGAUCACAUACUCUUGCUUCAUGUACACACUCUUUAUGUACAGGAAUAAGUCCCCUCAAUCCUUUACCCACUUCUUCCCUCAAGGAAGAGUGUGUUGUCAGGUAAGGAUGUCCCAACUUCUUCUCUUCACUCCUUUUUAAGCACUAGUGACAUUGGCCACUGACUUAGAUGGCUUUAAAAUGAGAUUAAAUAAAUUCAUAUCAGAUAAGGUUGUCAGUGGCUACUAGUCCUGGUGGCUGUAGUCUACCUGCAGGAUGAGAGGUUGGGGACUACAAGUAGGAGAGUGCUGUUGCUCUCAUGUCUUACUUGUGGGCUCCUGAGAGGCAUCUGGCUGGUGCUGUAGGAGCAGCAUGCUGGACUAGAUCAGCCUUCGGUCUGAUCCAGCUUCAGGGCUUUUCUAAUGUUCUUUUGUUGUUGUUGUUUAGUCGUUUAGUCAUGUCCAACUCUUCAUGACCCCAUGGACCAGAGCAUGCCAGGCACUCCUGUCUUCCACUGCCUCCCACAGUUUGGUCAAACUCAUGUUAGUAGCUUUGAGAACACUGUCCAACCUUCUCGUCCUCUGUCGUCCCCUUCUCCUUGUGUCCUCAAUUUUUCCCAACAUCAGGGUCUUUUCCAGGGAGUCUUCUCUUCUUAUGAGGUGGCCAAAAUAUUGGAGCCUCAGCUUCAGGAUCUGUCCUUCCAGUGAGCACUCAGGGCUGAUUUCCUUCAGAAUGGAUAGGUUUGAUCUUCUUGCAGUCCAUGGGACUCUCAAGAGUCUCCUCCAGCACCAUAAUUCAAAAGCAUCAAUUCUUCGGCCAUCAGCCUUCUUUAUGAUGUUUCUAAAUGAACAAAUGCCUUGGGAGUGAAGGUCUCUGAGUAGUCUUGCUUUGCCUUUAUUCUUGUCUCUGGGAACUGUGCAGGAAUGUGAAUGGUUUGUUAAACUGAAGCAACAGUUUGCAUGAAUGUAGCCUCUCUUUACUAGUUGGAAUAGUGAAAUGGCAAAAAGGCAAUGAGUGGGGAAGAGGAGGAGAUGAGAAAGCAAAAGACCCUGUUUUUGCAGUGAGUGUGCUGUAGAUAGCCUUUCUCAGCAAACAGUCUUGUUAAAUGCAGGUACUGUAGCACCAGACAGCCCGGCAUCUGCAUCCACAGACCUCAGGGCUUAUCUGGCUGUGAGCCUGUGACUCAAUCCAGGCAAAGCUGAGUUCAUGUCAGCUACAAGGAAGCUGCCAGUGGCCUUGGCAGGCCCCCGUAUCUCCCUGCUUUGGCUUGGCGGGCAGAGGUGCAUUCUGCCGCCAACAACUCUCUGUGACCAAUGGCAGCAAUCCGGCACCAACAUUCAUGAGAUCUUGAGGCCACCUGGGCCUCGCCAGUUUAAUCAAGUCAGUGAUUUGUGCCAGGGGCUCAGGGGACAGGCUUGCCAGUGGGGCUUUCGGAGAGUAAAGCUCUCAGCCUGGCUCUAAUUAGCUUUAAAUUGUUUGGCACUCGCCUGUACCUGAGGCAGUUUGCCGCCUUCCCCUGCUGCUGCUGGGAUCAGCCAAGAGCUCCCUCAAGACCAACAAGAUGGAGCUCCUGCUGGAAAGGCCCUUUGGAGCCCUUUCACAUGUUCCUCGUGGCUCCCCGAGGGCUUAAAGAUCUGCUGUGCAUUUGGGACAUCUGUAUUCCUGAAAUGCAGUGUAUAAUCAGGACUUCUAGAGGUCUCCAUAGCUGCCAUAUGCUGUAGUAUCUGGUGGUGUGCUAUCCUUCAGUGUGCAAAGUGCUUUAUUGUUCCUGGCACGUUUCUAUCCUUGGCAGCAGCCCUGUGAAGUUAUUCAGGCCUAGAGUGGAAGAUCUGCUGAGGCCAUCCAGUGACUCUCAUAGCAGAGCCCCAGGGAUUUGAAGCUGGGUCUCCCAUUUAUCUGAAUCCAGCAAUCUGUUCUCUAUAGCAUCGCUGGGGCAAGAAUGGUGCUGCAGUACAAAUGGUGCCUGCUAACCCUGCUGUAUUCUGAAGCCGCCAUCCUCCCCUCCCCUCAGUCAACUAUAGCAUCUCAUAGGUAGUGAUGUUGAAGAGUGAGCAAACUCUCACGAAGGCCCUUUGCUUUGGCUGCUUUGUGGCUGGGGCAAGAUCACGGUUUACAACUCUUAAGAAAGGGAUGGAGAGAAGUGAACAGCUUUCAAAGUGUGGACUGAAGCUUGAGACUGAUAUGGAGGGAUAAGGAAGCCGCUUUAACCAUCAAAAUAAAAAGUGACAUGAUCACGGAAAUGGAAGAGAAAUAUGAGUUUAGCACAAAUAUUCUGAAGAGUUGGAAAACUUAGGUGUUAUCGCAGGUGGCUAUUAUUGGUGCUGCUUCUAAACAGGUUUUGUCCCUGGAGAAUCCAAUUUCUCUGCAGGAGGAAGGAUGAGAUAUAAUCUGUAGUUUUUCCCAGCGUUGCAGUGAUAUGAGUCUGUCAUGUUGCAUCCAUCCAUCUUUGUAUUGUGUUCUUUGUCUCUCUCUCUGUCUGUCUCUCUCUCUCUCCACCCCCUUCUCACUCUGCUCCUUGAUCUGUUUUUAAUAUUCCACCUCUGUCUCUCACUGGAUGUAGAAUUGCUCCCAUAUAGUAUCACAGUCCGAAAGAGUGACAUUUGCUGGCCUUUUGUUUAUCUUGCUGUUGUACUUGUCUCUGCCUCCCCAUUUCCCCCACUGCAUUCUUUGUCAGUCUCUUGCCACAUGCAAGGCAAGGCAGGCCUGCUGCUGCUUUGUUUUAUGCGGGCCUGUCUUUGUCUUAGAGCCCCGCCUAUUUCUGGAAAGCAUUUUGAAAUGAAAUAAAUUCAGACUUUUUCCUCCCCUCUCCCUCCUCCUUUUCAAAGCAAGAGCUCAUAUUUCUUUAAUAGCAUCCCUUAAUAGUCUGCAGUGCAUUAUGGGCCAUGGUGACCAUCAAUAAUUAAGAAGUCAAAAUGAGAUCAUAGCACAGCUCUGCAUAACAGCCUUCUUAUUGGUUCAGUUCAGAAAAUCCUCCAAAUCGUGAUUUGGAGGAUGAGGAAUAUGAAAUGGGCUUGCAUGCUCUCUUCUCCACCUCUUUCUUCUCCUCUUGAGUCCCUCCUCCAUUUCUAGGUUGCUCUAACCAUAGUUUGCCAUGACACCUGAAUCAGACAAACGAUGGUUAGGGAUGAACCUCAAACUGGUGUGUAGCCUCACUUCAGAUCAUGGUUUAAAGGUUAUCCCUAGGCAUAGAUGGUUGAAGUUGUGGUUGGUCUGGCUUGAACAACCUGGAAGUCAAGGACGGAAAUGGUGUGCAAGGAUUGGGUGGCAGGGGUGGAAGAAAGGAGACUUGGAGCAUUGUUGGAAUUGAUCAGUUGCCAGUGACUCGCUGAGCUUUUUAGACUUGUCUCUGCAGCUACAAAGAUGAGGAUCAUCCUCCUUGGAUCAUCCUUCCCUUGGAACAGGGGAACAAAAAAAGCUUUCAGGUAAAAAGGGCCUCAACAGAUGCAAGCUAGGGAGAUUUUUCUGUUGUUAGCCAAGAUGAAACAAGAUGACCUCUUGGCUCAAGAGGUUCUUAGGCCUUACAUUUCUGGGAGUGAAUGACAGCUGUUCCUCUGGAACCCAGUUACAGUAUGUGUGUUUGUAGCAAAUGGCUGGGCUACCCCAUCACCAGGAAUAUAGCAUUACUCUCAAGUUGAAACCUGAAAUUUUUCUGUUGAGUGACAUAACACAAAGCCCAGGGCAUAAAUUGAUCUGGAGCUGUGUCCUGGUACGUGUGAUACAAUAAUAAACUGGCAACCACAUAUAGAAUCAUAGAAUCAUAUUGGUUAAGGGAAUAGGAAUUCUAGGAAGACUUGAGUUUUUAUGCCUUUCUUCUGUUACUCCCACUUUGUAUGUGUGUGUGUGUGCGCGCGCGUGUAUGUAUGUAAUAAUGCCCUUCUGUAAUCUUACCAUGCAAGUGAAGAAAUUGGGAUUUUGUACAGGUUUCAGUAUUUUGAGAACUCCAUUUCCACUUUUCAGAAGUCUAGCCUUUCUGGCUGCAUUCUUAGACAUGAAUGUAUGUGAAAUCUUAUGGAUGGAGCAUGAUUUCAGGUGUUUUAGGCUCCAGGGCCUGGCCUAUGGAUAGAAGCAGCAGGGAUCCUGACAGAAUUCGGGGCCUGAGCACGAUCAUGGGCCAGGGUUUGCUGUGCUAGAAAUUAACCCCUUUAGAAUCUUGUGCGUGGCUUUCCCUGUCAGAUGGAUGAAAGCUUGUAUUUAUGCCCAUUGCACAAGGGCUGUGAAUGUCUGCCAGCCAAAAUCCCAGAGGUCCUUGUACACUCGAGCCCCAGUUGGUUCAAACGUCGGCAUGCUGGUUACGAGCGCUUUGUGUUGACAGCAGAUGAAGUGCUGAGGCUGGUUGGGGGCAGAGAGAUCAAGAAGAUGCAGCAUCUGCAGCGAGGAUUAUUGCAGAUGAUGGAUGUCUUGUGCUCCAGGGUUCUUGGCUGCAGGGAUAGAGGGAUGAAGGAGGAGAGGAGGUCAGAGCUAUCGCCUCCAGCCCUGUACGGCAACAUGGUGCUUUGUUUCUGUGAGUGUGGUGUUGGCCUCUGUUGGAUUAAACAGAGCACUGGCCUGUUCCGGUUUGGCUGUUCUUGUCUUCCCUUGAGACAGAUAAAAGCCAAAAGGAGCAAGCUACUGUAAUCCUUGCCUUGCUGGGCUAUGAGGUUAGCCCCAGGGGAGGGGCAAGCUGGGGUGAUUUAUGUAUAAUGCUUUGGUUUGCUCUAUGGAAUAGGCUGCUUCCAUGUUGGACUGAUCCUGUAGUCCAACAGGAUGCCUCCAGGUUAGUUUCACUUGUUUUGUGGAACGUUAAUAACUUUCAGACCUGGAAGAAGCUGCUUUUAUUGUUUGCCUUAGAUCCCAAAUACAUCAGGCCACUUCUGAAAUAUUCCAUUCAUGUGCUGAUUUUGGGAAUUUCAUUGUUGAUUGUUGCUCAGAACCACACACACCUCUAAGCAUCUCCUCGGUGUAAAAAACCUCAACACACCAGAAUAAAACCACAAAUACUUCCAUUUCUGUCUUAAAAGGAGUUAGAUCUUCAGCUCUUCCUCCGCUAGGGAAGUGAUUUGAGAAUUUUAACACUUCUGAUACCUGGGUUCCUUCUGAAGUCUAAUCUAAACUCAUUAAGGCCCAGUUGAUGGCCUUAUUAGCGGGGAAGGUUUAAUUGCUUCUGGAUUCUAUAAGGUGCUCCAGGUGCUGCACAGCUUCUCAGUCCUCUCUCUAAUCUCAGGAUUUAUUUCACAUAAAUUAAAAAAUGUCUGUUUCAAAAUCAUUAACUGGUGUGAGGAUUUCCAGGCUUUAUGUUUUAGCUCCGAAUGGGAUAAGGCAGCCAAAAUGAUCAGCAGGAAAAACACAAAAAAACAAACAAAAUGAUCAGCAGGCUGGAGCAACUUCUGUAUGAGGAAAGGUUGCAACAUUUGGGACUUUUUACUUUAGAAACAUGGCUUGUAAAGUGGGCGACACACAUGAUAGUGGUACUGGGUUCUGUUCAGAUAACUUUUAUUUCUGUUAGACCCACUGGCAUUAACGGACCUAAGUUAGUCAUGGCCAAUAAUUUUGGAGAGUCUACGCUGAAUAAAAAUUGGUUGAAUACAACUCCAUUGUGCAUAUUCAUGCAUAGUAUGGAGAAGAUGUAUAGGGAGGUGUUUUUCUCCCUCUUUCAUGAGACUAGAACUCAGGGACAUCAAAAAUAGUAGCAAGUUUGUAUGGAGAAGCGUGCUGAGUGCAAGAGCAUCAAAUCUUCUUUAGCGUUUCUUUGAUAUUCUCUGAAAGGGAUGAUAUAGGGUUUGCACGCUUGAACUUACAUUGCUGCUUCGUUUCCCCUUCUUCCUAGGCCUCUUAUUGCCAAAAAGAACCCCAAGAUUCCGAUGUCUAAAAUGAUGACUAUCAUGGGAGCUAAAUGGCGGGAGUUCAGUGCCAACAACCCCUUCAAAGGGUCGACGGCAGCUGUGGCUGCAGCAGCUGCCGCAGCUGCAGCCGCAGUAGCUGAGCAGGUGUCGGCUGCAGUGUCGGCUGUCACUGCUUCACCUGAGCCACAACCGCCACUACCGCUGCAGCCUCCUCCUCAGCCUCCUCCAAUCCGCAAAGCCAAAACCAAAGAAGGCAAAGGUGAGUAGCAGGAGACCUCAGGCCUUGCAGAAGGAUGUGUGUGCACCCGUGUGUGAUGAGCGCAUUAGACAAAGCUGUUGGCUUGAUCUGUCCAACUUCCCUUUGCUGUGGAAGCCAGACUUCUCCAAUGUUUUGACACUGGAGCUCUGGAGAGUGGUGGUGGUGGGCUAGUGGGAUACAAUGUGCGUGUCUGCCACCGAGUGGCCUUGAGUUUGUCACACCAAUAGCAUAAAGAGCCAAGAUGUCAGAUCUUGUGCCUAGAGCUGUGGGGCUGGUUCUUCACCCUGGACCCAGAGAUCUUGGCUCUCAGCAAUCCAUACCCCAGCACACCAGGACUCCACUCUUCUCCCAAAGUACCAAUUUUAAGCCCUCUAGUUCCCCACACCCAAUGACAGCCUCACUUCUCUGUCCAGUGGAAGGAAGGCAUCCACAAGCAAACAGACUCCUACUGCUACCCAGCAGAGGCAGGUCAUGUGACACCAAACCAGAAGGACUUCGCUGACUCAGGGAUGUUCCGCUUCAGCUCCUUUCCUACCUUGCCCAGGUUAACAGCAGCUGUUCUGUUUCUAUGGUGAUUGUUUUUUACCACAGCUUUUUACCUUGACAUUCUGCUAUUUUUUCUCAGGUUUCUCAGCUUUCAUACUCGCAUGCUCUUCUCUCUGGCUUUACACAUAAAAAAAUUACAAAAACUGUUGCCUCCUUAUCUUUCAUCGCUUCCUCUUUUCCCUUUGUUUUUCUGUUGCCUGGUCACAGCGCCAGUAGGCAAAGCUCAAUCUUGCAAGGACAUCAAUAGAAAUAAAGGAGGAUUGGUUAGAUUGGUGAGAAGGUUAAAAAGUGCUGCCAAUAGCACUGUUUCUUUCACUGCCUGUGUGGCUGCUGCAGGGCACCCCACAGUGGAUACCCAAGGAGGGUCGUCAGUGGAAGCAGACAGCAUUACUGGUAGUGCCCUGAAUCUCCUUCUAGCAGAGCAUUAAAAAGCAGUAUUGCUAGCUCAGAAACCGCUGUCUGUUACCAGCUGUUGUUGCCACUCUGGUCUCCUGACUGUCUCCAGAGAUAAAGAUCUGCUUUGGGGCAGCACAGUGAGGUUUGAGCGGGCCUCCUUAUGCAGGAGGACUGCUGGAAUGCUAACGUUUUCCCUUGAGGAACAAGUAAUGCCAUUUUCUGAUCUUGCUGCUGAGGGGGGUAUAGCAGCAGCAAUACCCAGUGGUCUGCUCCACUUAUAUGAAUGGUAAACAACAUACAGGAUUCCAGCUUCUGCUUUUCUCUGCUGCUCAAUCCAAGAGUUCCUCAGUGAAGAUUGCACUGGUUGCGCUGCAUGGCACUGCAUCCACUACGGUAGCAGCUUCUGGUGGUACUUCCUUGGUUCAAGUAUCUACACUGGAUCUAACACAGCAGGCUGUAGCUGAGGAAUGUACACAAUAGCUAGGGACCCUGAGCUAGUGCUUGAGAGAGGGAGCUGUGGCACCACUGCUCACUUCACCAGCAACCCUCCUCCAACUCUUCUUUGGCUUCCAUUCCUUCCAAGCUCAAAUCAGCAGUUAAGGGUCCCAAGCACACACUGCUGGGCAGAUAUCUGCUGGCCGUAAAAUUGCUAGGGGUUGCAGAUCCUUGCAAGCUGUCAGAAAACACUUAGGGAAAGGAAAGGUGCCUCCAGCUGCUGGGGGGGGGGGCAUUAUUCAGAAGAUUGUAGGAAAGUAGACUAACGGAGAAACUUCUAUAAGUCCCAGAGAUUAAGGAGAAUGGAGUGAGGGUGGUCUGCCUUCAUUGCUAAGCACUUACUCCCAAAGUGCUCUGAGAUUGCAGGACCCAACCUCAGAACCUGUGCAGCAGAUAUCUAGGGCAGCAGUGUUCUUUUGUUUUUUGUUUUAAGCACAAACCUGCUGUCAAGCAAACCCGUUUCCUUCCCCUUUUUCUAAUGUCAUCAAAGAGGAGUAGGUGGCUCUCCUACCGACCAGGAGGGACAUUAGUGUGACUCAAUAUUUUUAUUCUCCAACCACAGCUGAUCAUCGAGCACCUGCGUUGACAGGUGGCAGCCCUGUUCUCAGUACUGUCCUGGCCAGAUCAUGUUCUUCAGGCACUCAUGAGCUGUUUGAGUUUCUAUGUCUGAAGCUCCUCUUCUGAAGGUGCUUUCCCAUGUGAUGAUCACAUUAUCACAGUAUGCCUCUGAAUGACAGGCUCCUGUGUAUACACCUCUUGUGUAUUAUAGAAAAGGGCAGAGUGAUUUCAAGACCAGACUCAUCCUUUAUCCCUAAAGUUAAUUCCUUGUCCCAUCACUCUCAGGAGCUAAUCCUGCCUUUCUUUGACCUUAACCCCUCUGAAGAAGGCUUGGCACAAGCUAGACAUGCGCAAGGCACUAAAAUCCAUUUCAGAAGCACUGUGCCCUUCAGGCACUCAGAUUGCCUCUGUAUUUCCUUUAAUCCCUCUAACCUAGGCCAAAACGUGCCUAAGACGUCUCUGAUUAGGUGGAUCAGUGCACGUAUAUUGCUAGUUCUUGAGGCACAAAGCUUGCCUACACUGUUUAAAAUCACGUUGAAUUCGACCAGGGCAACCUGGCAUCACUGCAGCCUUUUCUACCAAUGCUUCAAUAUUAAAGAUAUGAAGGUGUGUGACUUACUCCUCAGCAGAUACUUUUCAUUACAUAUUGUAGGAUGCAUGCCUGUGCUUUGACAGAGGUAGCAUUUGAUAGGAGUGUGCUACAACAUGUACUGCUGCUGUCUUAGAUAUCCAUAUUGGGAUGCCUGCCUCCCAGUGGGCACAGAAUGGAACCUUGCUCCCUUAUUGUGAAUGCUCGUCCUGGCCCAGUAUGACCAGAGGCGUCCAGCCCUGCUCUUCUUCAGGUGGUUGGGUACCAACUGGCACAUGGGGGCUUUGGCUAUAAUUGUCCACCUGUGCCAGAUGUGGAGACUCUGUUAUUUCUGUUUUCCUAAUAUUCCUUUUUCCUCCAGUUUCUUAAUGCACACAAUAUGUGAUUGGCUUGUUAAGGAAUUGGAACUGAGGCUAAGCCUCCUGAGCCAGCAAAAUGUUUCAUUUUGGUGUCAUCUGAUCCUGCCUGCUUUAGGUGGUAGUAAGUAGGAGUCCAUUCAUAUAAAGAUUCCACCUUCACACUUGGCCGGGAUAGACCUUCAUGGUAAGCGACCAACACCCCAUUCUUUCCGAGAGGAGUGGUGUAGAAGAGGACAGCAGCCAGGACAUUUGGCUUCUCAGCAUCUGGUAGGGGGAAUCUCUUGCCAAGCUCCGCCAUCUGUUUGCUGCUUUGUAGCUUCACAGGAGCCAACGUCUUCACCCCAAACGCCUAUCUAUUUGCUCUUCAAAUGUGUGUGCAGGGGGUGGGGGGGAGACAGAGAGCACUGAACACAUUCAUAUGACAGCUUGCUUGCUUAUUUAUUUGUUUAUUUCAACAAAAGGUCCAGGCCACAAGAAGCGGAGCAAGAGUCCUCGCAUCCCAGAGAUGAAGAGGAAGAUGAAGGGGAAGAAGAUGGCGCCUCUGAAGAUCAAGCUGGGCAUGAUUGGGGGCAAGCGCAAAAAGAGCAGCUCAGUAAGACCCUCUCCUUGUCCACUGGGUGUGAAUGUGGAGACUGGGUGAAAAGUGAUGGGCGGAUGGGCAUUGUUUCUAUUUGUUUGGCGCUUUCGGACUGAAGAACUGUGCAGUUUUAAAAGAAGACAUCACAGCCACCUGCCAAAAUUGGAUUUCUGUGACCUGUUUUUGUUAUGCAAAUGCAGCUCAUUUGCUUCCCUUUGGCUCUUUUGCUUGCUUAUUGUGCUUGUGCUAGUCAUGGGGAGGGUUCUUGGACUGACCUUUUUUGCUGCCCUUCUGGCUUUUGAGAUUUCACCAGGUGCUGCCAUAGCCUGCAUAAUGUUCAGCUUGCCUUUGAAGCCAUCCUGCCCCACCACAGGCAUAAGAUUUUUCUUAUGGGCUAUGGUAGGAAACCAGGCUAGACUGAGUUUGCAUGGUAUGACUGGAGGUAUGCUUGUUUGCUUAUAAUAUCACUUCUGUUUCCUUCUUGCCCCCUCACCUUUACCUUAUAACUGUAUUAAGUGGUGCUGUAUACUCCCUGCUUCCACCCCCCGGCCAUAACCGAGGAGGGCUGGAUGGCAAGCCACCUCCUUUUUCUUCUUGCUUGCUCCUUGGGGCAGAUACUAACCUCAGGUGCCAAGCCCGUCUCCCCCACCUCCCAGAAACCAUUUCCUCUCUCCCCAUUCCCCCUUACUUCUGCUUCUGUAUGGGCCUUUCCUAAUGGAGGGCUGCUCCGGUUAUGUACAGCAUUUGUUUCAGAGUGACGAGGUGGGAGAGCCAGAGGAAGAAUCUGACCUUGACAACUCCAGUGUUCACAGCUCCUCGGUGCGUUCUGACAGUUCAGGGCGGGUGAAGAAACUCAAGCGGGGCAGACCUGGACGGAAGAAGAAAAAAGGUGAGCGUGGGCUGUAGGUUAGAGCAUGGUAGUUAGGUAAACAAACUCAUUUCCUGAUUAUAGGAUAGAUGUAGCUAUCAAUCACUCCUAACCCUGAUGGCUGUGUUCUGCUUCCAUGGUCAGAGGCAAUAAACUUCUGAAAACCAGUUGAUGAAAACUGCAGGUGGGCAGAGUGCUGUUGUACUCAUGUCCUCCUUGCAGGCAUCUGGCUGGCCACUGCGACAACAGGAUGCUGAACAAGAUGGGCCACUAGCCUGAGUUCUUUUGGGUUAGAAAAAGACAAUCCUACUAGAUUUCCCUGUAAAAAGAACGACAGAAGGGGCAGACUUGCUUUCUCACUCAGCUGCCAGGGCAGAAGGGCCAUUUUCCAAGUUUCCUGUUUGUGUGUGGCAAAGGAAUUCUGGGAAGUUUCAGCCACGCCUCCUUCCCACUGGUUUGUGUCAUUCACAGGCCCCCAUAGCCCUGGAGAGAAGUUUGCAUUCAACCCACCUUUCAUUGUGCUAAUCAUCCAGCCUCUUCUCCCUUCAGUUGCUGCUUUUCAGUUCCAUCCCCUUUUGGGGACGAGCGGUAAAUGCAAUUUGUUGAAUACCCCUCAGUUUCUAAGGGAGGAAGAUGGAUAACUCCCAAUCCUAGACCUGCCCUGGCCCAGGUAAGGGAGUAGGUUGUACGUAGCUCAGGUGCCUUCAUGCCAUAUUCUGGUUUCUCCCCACUUCCCGGCCCUGCAGUUGCUGGUGAAGAAGAGGCAGACGGCUACGAGACAGACCACCAAGACUACUGUGAGGUGUGUCAGCAGGGCGGGGAGAUCAUCCUCUGCGAUUCAUGUCCCAGAGCUUAUCACCUGGUGUGCCUGGAUCCGGAGCUAGACAAGGCCCCCGAGGGCAAAUGGAGCUGCCCCCACUGUGUAAGCUGCUCACCUUUCUUCCUUGUUCUCUGCACACUAGCACCUCCCACCCUGUGUCUCCCCCAUUUCCAGGGAAGGAGCUUGCCUGUUGUAGCCCUUGCUCUGGUGCCGUUCCCGCUUAGGAGUCCAGGAUGCUGUGCUAAAAAUAUAUAUUAAAAAUCCAAAAUAUCAAGCUCUGAAAAUUCAGAUACUGUAGCUGGGAUAGAUUGUGCAAAAAACAAUGAACUUGCACUUUCUAGUUCACCUUCUGAGUGCAAAACUGUCCUUUCCCUCCCUUUGUUUUAAAUUAGUGCUUGGGUUAGGGAUGGUGGGAAAAGAGGGACUUUGGGGGGUGCUGUGUGCAUAGGGACAAGGAGGCAGGGACUGGGGUUCAGUGGAAGGACUCUGAUUGGUCCAUUCAGAUGCCUUGUGGUUUCAAAACCCUGGCAUAUUCUCGUACCACAAAGACUAAUGCAAUUGAAGUGGGGAUACUUGCUCUUCUGAUGCUGCACUAGGAACCCAGAUCCUGCUAUUAUUGGCUGCAAGGAUCUGGAUCUCUUUGAAAAAUUAUAUUUAAAAAAAUAUUUAGCACAUGUGCUGUUGAAGCUAGUACCUAAAUUAAUUUUUGAGAGUUACUCUGGGCUUUUAAAGCUGUGAGUUUUCUACAUACUUCAUUUUCCUUUGCCGAGAAUUCAGGCUGUAUAGAAACAGAAACCCAUGAGUCUGAAAUUCAUCAGAAAACCGUAGUUGCUGGAUAGGCUCUGGCUUCUGCUGUUUGCAGCUCCAAGUGCUCCUACUUGCAUGACCCCUAUAUCAUAAUCCAGCUCUCUCUCUCUGGGUGUGUCGUGUCCCUCGCCUGCAGGAAAAAGAAGGGGUGCAGUGGGAGCCAAAGGAGGAGGAAGAAGAGUACGAAGGGGAGCUGGACGAUGCUGAGAAGGAGGAGGAGGACGAUCACAUGGAAUACUGCCGCGUCUGUAAGGACGGGGGCGAGCUCUUGUGUUGUGAUGCUUGCAUCUCAUCCUACCAUAUCCACUGCCUCAACCCGCCGCUUCCUGAGAUCCCUAAUGGGGAAUGGCUGUGUCCCCGUUGCACGGUGAGGGCACUGGGAGAGAGGGCAUCAUGCUGGAUUUCGGGGUGGGGGAGGAGUGGCUGUGCUGUGAGAAGAGGGUAAGAGAGAGAGACCAGCCAAUGCAUUUACUUGUCAGUAAGGCUCACUGGUUACAUAAAGGGUUGCCUCCUGGACAAGAGGCUUUGGUGGGUGGCCAGACUCCCUGUGUCUCUGACACCUUCUCUUUCCCAUCCCCAGUGUCCCAUGCUAAAGGGACGGGUCCAAAAAAUCCUGCACUGGCGAUGGGGGGAGCCUCCGACACCGGUCGCUGUCGCCCUGCCGCCCGAUGCCAACCCAGACGACCCACCGCCCAAGUCUCUGCAGGGUCGUUCCGAGCGCGAAUUCUUUGUCAAGUGGGUCGGGCUGUCCUAUUGGCACUGCUCCUGGAUAAAGGAAUUGCAGGUACAACUUUGACUAAACUUGGGGCUGAGGCAGCUAUGCCUUUGGAUAAAACUCCAUGCCUCAUCAGAGAGUGCGGGACCCCAAAACUGGAAAUGAAUGGUGGGGUGACAGUUCUGUCAACAGCACAUAGGAAGAGCUUGGAGUGUCUGGGCAUUUGAACCGCUCCACAUAGCAUCAUUCAGUCCUUGGGCAGCUUGCUUCUGGUCUUUGCCCUGCCUUCGUCCUUCGGCAUAAACUUAAAUCAGUGUCAGCACAACCGUGGGCUGGGGUGAACUUCUUCAUUCCUUCUCUUCUGCCCCCAAGGACUGCCACCUCUCCCCAGCACCUCCCAGGACUCCAGCUCCAGCAGUGUUGUUCUGCUGUUGCUCUCUGGGCACGGGCAGCCAGGAAAGGUGCCAGCCUGUUUGUGCAAAAACCAUGUCCAUUUGAAAGGUGGUAUAUUAGAAUGGGAGAGCAGUAGCAGCAACAACAACACAUGUCUGUCAAUGCCAAUGAUAAGCAGAAGUCCCAACUACUCUAUGUCCCAACUACUUCUAAUGACUGGAUGCUGAGCAUAGAGAUCACCAUCAUCAGGGUGCCCUGUGUGUGUGCCUCCUUUAGGCAUGUCACUGGCUUCAUCAGAACCAUGUGUGCUGUUUCUCUUGACCCAUCAUGGCAGAGGUUAGAUGGCCACUGAUCAGGGGUGCGGCCGCAGUGGGUUUUCUGUAUCAGCAUUUGAUUCAAAUCCUUAUCUUUCUCAUUCACGUCUACUCAGUUUCUCACCUUUCUUUUUUCUUCCCUUUCUCUGCCCCCUCCCCCCCACAAAUCCCAGCUUGAGAUUUUCCACCUGGUGAUGUACAGGAAUUACCAACGAAAGAACGACAUGGAUGAGCCCCCGCUGCUUGACUACGGUUCUGGUGAUGACGAUGGGAAGAGUGAGAAGAGGAAGAACAAGGAUCCUUUCUAUGCCGAGAUGGAGGAGAAAUACUACCGCUAUGGCAUCAAGCCUGACUGGAUGACCAUCCAUCGUGUUAUAAACCAUAGGUCAGCUUGUGUGUGUGUGUGCAUGUGCACACUUGUGUGCGCAUAGUUCAUCCCCUAUCACAAUGAUGCCAUGGCUCAAGGGUGGUGACCUGCAGCCCUCGGGUCAGAUCUGGCCCACUAAACCACUGCAUGUGUUUGACAGGCAUUGACAAAAUUGAGCUCCUCUUCUCUGCCAAGGCAACUCUUUUGCUGGAAGGUCUUCCUGAUCAGGAAACAGGAAGGCAUACUCCUUCCUGUUUCCUGAGCAUUAAGACCUCCUGCCAACGGCACAGCACAGGAAGGAGGAACCUUUGUAAGGUCAACCAGUGGGGCUUUCUUCCCCAUCACAAUGCUGGCUUGAACCUCUCUCCUUUCCUCUCAGCCCAGCACUGCAAUGGGGAUGAGUGCCAUGUAUACAUCGUAGUGUGGUGUGUGCCAGCAUAUGUGUGUGUGUGAUCUGCAUGUGUUUGGUUUGUGCAUGCUGCAUAUCUGGCAAGCAUGUGUGUGUGUGGUGUGCAUGCAUGCAGCCCUCGGACAUCGGUCAGUUUUGAAUGUGGUCCCUGGACCCGGGAAGGUUUAGCUGCUUGUACCAUAGUCCACGGCCAAUGCACUGUUAGUCCUGAUGAGACCUAGGCGUGUGUUGGAUACUUUGCGGUGGGCAUAAGUGGGGUCAUCCAGCGGGGAGUAAUUGAGGUAUAGGUGUUGGCAGCCUGGUCACUCCUGGGAACCCCACCUUUCUUUAAAGAAUAUUUAAUCCUCAAGGUUCUGAAGAAUAAAAUGGAUUUGAACGUGACCUUUGUGCGUUUCACCAAGAGAAUCCUUCUAAAAGAUUUCCAUAUCUUCAUGAUAUUCACCGGCUUAGCCAUGGUGGCCUUUGUUGACUUAAUCCCAUCAGAUGCCUUUCGGUGAAACAGAGUAAGCAAACCCAGUUUGUGUGUGUUCUUUUCUUUCUGCUUCUUUCUCUCUUUUCUCUUUGCGCUGUGAAUUUACUGCGUGCAGCAUUGACAAAAAGGGCAACUACCACUACCUGGUGAAAUGGCGUGACCUUUCCUACGACCAGUCCACGUGGGAGGAGGAUGAGAUGUCGAUUCCCGACUAUGAGUACCAGAAGCAGGCCUAUUGGUUUCACAGGUGAGGAAACUAUGAGGGUGGCAGUGGGGAGGGAGGCACUGAGCAGGGCAGGAUUGAGCUGCCUGGCCCAAUGCACCGUGGGCCAUGCCUGAGAUUCCUGAGUGAGACACAAUGGGGCCUUCCUCUCUAUCCACCCCCCCUCACUCUCUAGAGAGCUGAUAAUGGGUGAAGACCCUGCCCAGCCCAGGAAGUACAAGAAGAAGAAGAAGGAGCUGACGUCAGAGGACCCGCCCAACUCCCCCACCAACGAUGUAAGCUCUGGGGUGGUGGCUAGCAGUGCAGCCACUCACCCUUGAUGCUGCAGCACUAGGCUGGGAAGGGAGUGCAGCCUGACAAAGAGGAAAGCUCUGUGCAGCUGAUGGGCCCAAGACGUUUUAAAUGGGGAUCAUUUCAGGGGUGGUGUCCAGAAGGGAGCGAGCCUCUGUCCGUGUGUGUGCAUGGCUCUCACCUCUCUGCUUCUCUCUCUCCGGACAUCCUUGCAGCCCACGGUGAAGUAUGACAGCCAGCCACGCUUCAUCACGUCCACAGGGGGCACGCUGCACAUGUAUCAGCUGGAAGGCCUGAACUGGCUGCGGUUCUCCUGGGCCCAGAGCACAGACACCAUUCUGGCAGAUGAGAUGGGCCUAGGCAAGACGAUCCAGACCAUUGUCUUCUUGUACUCGCUGUACAGGGAGGUAAGCCAGGAGUGGUGGCCUGGGCAUGUUCGCUCUCUUUUCCAUUGUCCAAAGUAUGUGAGUCUCUCUCUCUCCUUCCCCCCGCCACUGCCCCUGCCUCCUGUGGAAACCUAACAUUUACAUGUCAUUGCAUGGCCCUUUCCUUAUGCUGUGACCCAGGAUUUCUGAACUGGUUCUCUUCCUUUUCUGAUCAUGCGCCUUCCCAAGUGUUACAAAGAAAGUGCUGGCUUCCUGUCCUAAAAGCUCACAGUCCUAAAAGCAGAGGAAGGAGAACAGGGGUAUACAUGGGACAGAGGGGGGAAAUGGGUUAUAAACCUUCCAGUGAAACUCUCCCACUUACUCCAGACCCCUUGCAUCUUUCCAAGAAAGAAAGCCAAUAAAGUUGCUUUUGCCAACUUUGUCUUUGUUUACCCAGUUCCACCUUUCAAAACAACUAAAAGUGCCCCCAUACUACUCCUGAGCCCCCAUUCCCUGUUUGCCUAGCCCCUCUCCCCCUUUGAAAUGGAAUGGAAGAGAUUCUCUUUGCUUCCUACCUCAGGCCCAUCCAUUCACUUCCACUGUUCUCCAACCAGAUUGAAGCCACCGACUAUUCUCCUCCAAUAUGCUUUGGAUGCCAUAAAGCAAGUUUCCUGCCACUUGUUACUUCCCUCAAAACCUCCGCCUUAGCUCUCGUUUUAUUUGGGGUUUCCCUUCAGGGUUUCUGAAGGGAGACGAACCUCGUUUGUUGUUUGGAGUUUGGCCUCCCUGCUCUCCCAAGCUUCUCGAGUGUUCUGGAGCUGAACUAUUUCUGCAGGAUCCUACCCGUCAGCAUGAGCUAGACCUCAAGUGCUCCCUCCCUGCUGUCCUCCUCUGCCCCAACCACCUCCUGUCUUGACCUCCUCAUGGCAGCCUCCCAAUGAGUGCCUGCUUUGCCAAGACAUCUUGCUGAAGUACUAGAGCCGCAGGCUUUUCUGAAAGGUGGUGAGGCAAGGGAAAGCCCUUUGCUUAAGCGAGCAGCUGAGUUGCUGUCUGCUGCAGCUGCUGAUCCCGCACCAUGAGUGGGGCGGAUCCUGUCACAUUGCCCCAGAUUCUUUUCCCCAUAACAGAAAUAUCUGGCAGCAGGCGGCCCUCCUCCACAAAAGAAAAGGUGCACAUUUAAUCUCUGUUGUAGGGCAGCUUCCUUGUUGGUGAUGACGUGGGAAGCACACAAUGUGCAUAUGCUUCUCUGAACACGAGCGUGAAUGCAUCUGGGAAACCUGAUGGGGCCAGAUUUCCCAGAUACAUGCAAAUCUGUCUGUGACAUCUGCCUGAUUACCUGUUCCAUGUUGGAAGCAUCCGUGUUGUGCUGGUGCUUCCUACUGCAUUCAUAACAUGUGGAGCCAUCGCCAGCCUUGUGUGAUGUAGAUUGUAUGUCUUUUGGGCACUGACCAUAUGAGGUCUCCGUGUUCUGUAUACCGCCUAGCACAGUGUUGGUGCUGAAUGAAUGUCUGAUGGGAGGAGUGCAUCAGCCCCAGGCAAAGGGUCCUUCUGUGAACAGCUGUUACUUCUGUAUGAACAGCUGCUGUGACUGGCUGCGUGUCAGUGAUCCCAGCAGAGCCACAGGAGAACCUUGCUCAUUCUGGCAGCCAGCGUUUUAUGAAUGGAUUUCUCUUUGCCUAGCUGAGCCCCUGGGAGCCAAAAGCAAAGAGCCUGAGAAUUGCUGCAUCAGGCUGAGUCAGGGCUGGGAGCUGCCGGUGGCCUCUUUUGACUCCUCCCGAGCUGCAGACAGGAAAGUUCCUUCUAGUUCACAUGUGAUUUCAUGCUCUUCCUCUUUUCUCUCCCCCCCUCCACCAGGGCCACACCAAAGGGCCUUUCCUGGUCAGUGCUCCGCUGUCUACCAUCAUCAACUGGGAACGAGAAUUUCAGAUGUGGGCACCCAAUUUCUAUGUGGUAACCUACACAGGGGAUAAAGACAGCCGCUCCAUCAUCCGUGAGAAUGAAUUUUCUUUUGAGGACAACGCCAUGAAGGGUGGAAAGAAGGCCUUUAAAAUGAAGGCAAGUGCAGUGGGGGGUUUUCCCCACCUUACAGCAACAGCAGCGCUGACUCUGCAGCUUCCCAUGGGCCUGAUAUUGAUUGUGGUCGAUAUAAUUUUGCUCCCCACCAAACUUUGAGGCGGAAGGCAGCUCGUUAACCCCUUUGCUUCCAAGCCCCACAAUGCUGCCUUGCCAGCUUGCCUUUCAAAUGCACAAGAGCUCCGAACUCUUCCCCCAUCAAGGAGAACCGCAUUCAGUGGUGCCAUGGAGCAGAUGGUGGCUAUACGUUUUCCCACCUUCUGUAUUUCUCCUUUUUGUUCUCAGAGAGAAGCUCAGGUGAAAUUUCACGUCCUCCUUACCUCCUAUGAGCUUGUCACCAUUGACCAGGCUGCCUUGGCUUCCAUCCGGUGGGCCUGUCUUGUUGUGGAUGAAGCUCACCGACUCAAAAACAACCAGUCCAAGGUGAGGAGAGCUGUGUGGUGGGGAAGCCUGAGCUGGCUUGUCCUGGAUAAAUGCCAGGAUUUGGGACUCAUCUGUGGUGGGUGAGGGUGUAGGAAGGUGGAGGGAGGGAAGAAGGGUUCUCUGAUGCCUGUACUGCUCUUGCUUUCAGUUCUUCAGGGUGUUAAACGGUUAUAAGAUCGACCACAAACUGCUGCUCACUGGGACUCCUUUGCAAAACAACUUGGAGGAGCUGUUCCACCUGCUGAAUUUCCUCACUCCCGAGAGAUUCAAGUAUGGCUAAUUUUGUGCUUCCUUCCCCUUUGCUGUGGAGACCUGUUAAUCAGAGAGCUGGAGGGGCUUAAUCUUAACUCCUCUCCUAUCUGUCAUUGACACACUGGCCUGUUUGUCAUCUACCUUCAGACUGCGGUCCCUGUCCACAGUUUCCCCUCUCCUUUCCAAGUUUGCAUCCACCAGUAACCUUUUCAUCCAGUGCAUAGCUAGCCUGAACAUAGGGUGGAGUUUCUACCUAAUCUUCCACCCAACUGGAACUUGGUAGAACAGAGGGGCUGAGUCCUUCCACUCUAAUCACAGAAGGCCUUUGGAUAAGUUCAGCCUUCAUAAGCAUGAGGAGGGCCUGGUGAGCCAGUUGACAUAAAAAGACUUGGCUGAAUGUGAAAGGACAAGCGAAUAGCAGAUCUCUAGAUAACCACUUCUUAGUUGUCCUUCAUGCCAGCAUUGUAAGACCUAGUGCCUAACAGCUGAUCCCAAAAUGUGGUGGGCCAUCUGCCUCACAGCACAGCUCUAGUGUGAAUGUUAUACAGAAAGCUGUUUGGAAAACCUAUAAAAGAGGAGCAUUUGGGCAUCUGAAAAUGUAUAUCUGGAGGGAUGGCUCCCUCUGCUGACCAGACAUGCACACUGCUGGCAAUCUGGCAUCUUGGUCACUCCCAAGUGACACUUAAUGUGACUUCUGGUGGCCACAAGGGAUUUCCGUUUGUCUGAAACAGAUGUCUAGUGAUGGGGGGCGGGCUCCUCCCAUCAGCACUGGAAGCUGGACUUGUAGAGGCUUCAAGCUCUUUCUAGGGCGGGUGGAGAGGGCCAGGUUACAUUUUCACAUUUUUGCCCUUUGUUAACUGAGGAACCUCAGCUGCUCUUGCCUCUCCAAGGCUUAGCGAAACUAAAAGAGACGGCUUCUUUCUUACCUCUUUCAUUGACUUUAGGGCUGGAAAGAUUUUUAUUUGGUUUGGUGGUGUCUUUUACUCCGAGACUUGCAAAGGAACUACAAAGCAUUAAGUGCUCCCUCCCCUGCACGUCUGUGGAUUUGUUAUUUCUUUCCACCUACCAACUAAAGAGCCUGCCUUCCCAGCCUUCAAAUUUGACACCACAUUAACACCACAUAAAUUAUCCACUUUUAUUUAUUUAAUUAAUUUAAAAUACGUUUAAUCACUUUUCUGGACAAGAGCCUUAUCAUCAGAAUUAAAACCUUAAAAAUUAGUGCACAGUUUAAAACUUUAAAUAAUUUUAAAAAACCUAAUACAGUGGUACCUGUGAAACAGCCCUGUUUAUGAAUGAUUUGGUUUACAAACUCCGCAAAACUGGAAGUAGCGUCCCAGUUUGCGACCUUUACUUGGUCUAAGAAUGGAACUUGAAGGGUGGAAGGGCACUGGCGGCAGGAAGCCUCAUUAAGGAAAGCGUGCCUCGGUUUAAGAACGGUUUCGGUUUAAGAACAGACUUCCGGAAUGGAUUAAGUUCGUAAACCAAGGUACCACUGUGCUACAAGUCAGCACCCUUGACAGGUUUCCACCUGCUACCCAAAAUGAAUAACUCAGUUAUGAAUAUAACUCAAUGAAUAACUCAGUCUAACUCAGUUAUCACCCAGGUAAUUAUUAUCGUGCCUUAGAGAGCAGUUGUAUACCACCCUUCAUCUGCACAUCUCAGGGUGGUUCACAAGCUAAAAAUGCAAUAUAAAAGCACAAAAUACAUGACAAAAACAAGAACAGAAAACCCCAACCAAUAACCCCCCUCCCCUUCCACAAACACAUUUAAAAGGAGUAUAGGAUGUUAAAUCGACCCAAGGCCUUGUUGCAGAAGAACUUGGUGCCUAAAGGUGUAUAAUGAAGGCGUCAGCCAAAUCUCCCUGGUUCCUCAAUUCUGUUUGCCCAGCCAAUUUCUUGCUAGAAAAUCCACUUUGUGUUGCUGUUUGUCUUGAUUUAGUGCUAAAGAAUGGGUUUUUCUGGGGAAUGUGGUGAGGUAAAGGCAAAACCACUUGGAUCCUUGCCUGGAAAGCACAGGACAAGCAGAAAAUUGCUUGGACCCAUGCUUUCUAGGCACAGGAAAUGUGGGCAAGCCGUCCCUGUCUGAAACCCUGGAGAGCCACUGCUGCCAGCCAGUGUAGACAGUACUGCAGGGGUCGGCAAGAUUUAUCACACCUGGGCCGGUUCAUUCCAGCAGAGAUCCCUCCAUGGGCCAGCAUCUGUGUCUGCGCAGACGCAAUUUUCGACACUGCGGAAGCGAGUUUAGCGCAGCACGCGGAUACUCGCUGAGCGGGCGGCUCAGUUCGGGGGCUGCUCGGGGGCCAGUUAAACGACCUUCGGUGGCUGCUUGUGGCCCAUGGCCUUAGGUUGCCUACCCCUGCAGUACUGUAUAUGGCAGCCCCCUGUAUUUUUUAUGCUUCUAUAUUCUGUCUGUAAUCACAAAAUAUUUUAGGGUGGGUCACAAAAUUUAAAUGAAUAAAGAAAAUGCAAUUUAAAACCAAUUUACUUUUUAUGAUCCUACCCCCACUCUGCAAGCCAUUGUUUUAAGGAAGCUGGAGGGGCAUGACUUGGUUAGAACUGGGGGAAGUUGAAGGAUGGGGCUUUCGUUGCAUUAAGGGUGCCCUCCCUUUGUUCACCUGCCCUAAUUUGAGCACUAGGCUUGGGGGAUCUUUGUGACAGAUCCUCCUUCAGAUACUUCCCCCAGCCCCAAAUCCCUUCCUUUCCCUUGCUUGUGUGCAGCAUUUUGUUGGCCUAAAAUAUCCCCAGAGGUGUACACGUAACAGCUUCUGUCUCUUUCCCACAGCAACCUGGAAGGCUUCCUGGAGGAGUUUGCUGACAUCUCCAAGGAGGACCAAAUAAAAAAACUCCAUGACCUCCUGGGACCCCAUAUGUUGCGCCGCCUCAAGGCUGACGUCUUCAAGAACAUGCCGGCCAAGACAGAACUCAUUGUCCGGGUGGAGCUCAGCCCCAUGCAGAAGUAUGGGCAGGAUUGGGGGAGGAGAGGCAGUAUGGGGGACUCUCCUUUCCAUGCAGAGUGCCAGGGUGGUGGCAGAUAUAUGACCUGGACUCUAGUGGGGUGGGGGCACCGUGGUAUGGAUUUACAAGUGGCAGUGAUGGCUCUUGGAUCAGGGAGGAGAGACCCAGUGAAACAGAAUUUGGGGGAGCGGGAGCUGGUCUGGUCAGGAUGGAGGAGAGUCAAGGUCCUUAGGUUCUCUGCAAGAAUAGUUACAUCCGGGGGGGGCGGGGGUUUGCAGUAGACCAAAGCAUGCCAGAGCCCAAGACUCUGGUCUCCUUUCCUGCAGAUUGUUGGGAGGGCGAAUGGGAAAAGACAACUCAUUGAACGUUAAAUGUACUGUAUUUCUCUCCCUCCCUUUUUGGUAAAAAUCUGGCAGAUACUUCUGUACGUGGAGGGGUCAGAGAGUCUCUCUCAUGCUACUCUUUUUCUCCUCCUGCUGUUCCCAUUCUUCUCUCGCCCCCCCCCCCGCCCAAUCAGGAAAUACUAUAAAUAUAUCUUGACCCGCAACUUUGAAGCUUUGAACUCCCGUGGUGGCGGUAACCAGGUGUCCUUGCUCAACAUAAUGAUGGACCUGAAGAAAUGCUGCAACCACCCCUACCUCUUCCCUGUUGCUGCGAUGGUAUGUCUUGCAUUGCCCAGCCGGCUGGCAGGGGCCUGUGCAGGGCCAGGGCAGCUCUCUCCAGCUGGAAGGAGUGGGCUCAUGUUGUGGAGCAGGGAUAGGUUGCCUUUGGCAGGCAAACUGGCCCACCUCCUCAGUUUGCCUCUGGCCUUUGCCCAAUCCCCUGACAGUAAAGAAUAGACCCAGCCAGAUGAAACCACCUGCUUGAAUGGCGACGGCUAUGCUUUGUCUUGGCAGGAAUCCCCCAAGUUGCCAAGUGGUGCCUAUGAAGGGGGUGCUCUCAUCAAGGCCUCUGGGAAACUGAUGCUGUUGCAGAAGAUGUUGCGGAAGCUAAAAGAGCAGGGCCACCGGGUGCUCAUCUUCUCCCAGGUGAGAGUGGUUGGGGGGAUAUAUGGGGCCUUGAGCACCUGGAUGCUGGCUGUGUACAGUGUUGAGGAGGACGGGAUGAAGAAGAAAAAGAUGUGAACAACUUGUUGUGUGUUUUCUAUGGUUACAGCAUGCAAAUAAUGUAAUUUCAUGACAUAAAUUUUUCCUAAACGUUAUGAAAGUGUUGGGAUGCUGUUUUCUGUGGCAUCAUCUGUUCAGUAAGAACAAAUUAGUCUCAAGUGCAGGCAUGCAGUGUACAGCAAGAAUGCUAUUGAUGAAUGCGAAGGCACUAUCAAUCUCAUUUAGGAAUAUGAAUGCCCAGAGGUAAAAAUGGGUUUUCCUCAUUUUUCCAAGGUCUUCCUCCCUUCCCCCUCUUAUUUUUUUUUACAGUGGAAAUUGGAAAGAAAAAGAAAACCCUCCAAUGAACUAUUAUCUCUUUUAGGAUAUUGCUCUUUAAGUCAGGGUUUUAAAAUAUUAUUUUAGCUGUACAGUACUCUCUCAAAAUUGUUUCCAGUAACUUUGUACAGUAAUAUACAGCAUUAGGAAAUUGCAGUCUCUGUGUAUACAGUAGCUAUGAACAACUCAAUUUCAAUUCUGUUAGGCUAAAGAAAGGCAUAGAAAUAAGAAGAAGUUUACUGUUGUUUCUUGGGCUAUGGAGGAGAAUUUUUAGCAUUAUUUCUUCUUUUUUCUUGAUCUUGUUUAUUGUGGAGAAUGUUUGUAAGCCCAAACAAUUUUGCUUUCCACAGUGUUAGUGGUUUCUGCAUCCCCCCCCCCCCCCUGUUUCCCCAACUGAGAAUUUCCAGAAGUACUAGAUCUCUCGUCUCAUUUAUGGGUAUCUUUUCCAGAUGACAAAAAUGCUGGACCUACUUGAGGAUUUCCUUGACUAUGAAGGGUACAAGUAUGAACGGAUUGAUGGGGGCAUUACAGGGGCCCUGCGGCAAGAGGCAAUUGAUAGAUUUAACGGCAAGUAUGAAAGUUGAAGUAUGAAAGGGACGCAUGUGGUGCUGUGGUCUAAACCACGGAGCCCAGGGCUUGCCGACCGAAUGGUCGGCAGUGCGAAUCCCCACGACGGGGUGAGCUCCCGUUGCCUGGUCCCUGCUCCUGUCAACCUAGCAGUUCAAACGCACAUCAAAGUGCAAGUAGAUAAAUAGGUACCACUCUGGUGGGAAGGUAAAUGGCAUUUCCGUGUGCUGCUCUGGUUCGCCAGAAGCGGCUUAGUCAUGCUGGCCACAUGACCCGGAAGCUGUACGCCGGCUCCCUUGGCCAAUAAAGCGAGAUGAGUGCCGCAACCCCAGAGUCAGCCAUGACUGGACCUAAUGGUCAGGGGUCACUUUACCUUUACCUGUGAAGGUUGUGAGCCUGAUGUGUGAGGGUAGAAGGUGGGGCUUGGCCUUUAUAUAUCAUUACAGUACCGUGACCUCAAUUGUCUAUAGAAAGGAGCCUGCCAAGGAUCUCCUUCAGGUUGAGGCUCUCUCUGGAUUGGGACUAGAAUGGGUUGUAAGAAUCCAUCUACAUGCCACAAGAAGAACCCCACUAGAUCAGACCAAAGGUAUAUCUAUUUGAGGAUCCUGUCUCCCAUAGUGGUCAGCCAGCUGCUGAUGGGGAACCUACAAGCUGGGCAUGAGGGUCAGUUGCAACGGUCUUGUCAUGGUUGAGAAGUCAGUGCCAGAAUCGGCAUCCAAAACUUCAGCCUUUGUCAGCUGACAGAGGAUAGGAGUUGCAGGUGUGCCAGUAGGCCAGAGCAACACUAUAGGGAAUGUCCAGUAGAAGGAACAAAAAAUCCUGAAACAGCGACUCCUCUUCAGCUGUCUCUUGCUUCGUCACGAGACAGAACAGGGAUGUAGUCUGCUAAUCCAGACUAGAUUGCAAAAGUUGGCUGUAUGUUUUCUGCCUUUCCUGGGCAGCUGAAGGAUCCAGCUCCUCAGUAAUAGAUGCCUUGUUUACCCCACACCAGAAAGGACAUUCAUGGUGAAUCAUAGAAUUGGAAGGGACCCCCAAAGGUCAUCUGGUCCAACCCCCUGCAAUGAAGGAAUCCAAACUAAAGCAUCCAUGGCAGAUGGCUAUCCAACCUCUGCUUAAAAACCUCCAAGGAUGGAGGGUCCACAACCUCCUGAGGGAGUACAUUCCACUGUCAAACAGCUCUAACUGUCAGAAAGUUAUUCUUGAUGUUUCGUUGGAAUCUCUUGUAACUUGAAGGUUAAGCAUGGUGUUUUUGCAUAGCUUGGAGCAGGCAGCCAUAAUUUUUACUCUGGAGUAGUGACAUGAUAUACUUGGGAAUCUGCUCCCAAGCAUGAAAUACCUAAGCCUGACUUCUGAGUUCAACUUUGUGUUCUGAAUUUUGAGUCCAGUUCAUAUGUCUUACCUCCUGAUUCACUCACUGAGGUCUUCAUUCUUUUUCAGCCCCGGGAGCUCAGCAGUUCUGCUUCCUGCUCUCCACGCGGGCAGGUGGUUUGGGCAUCAACUUGGCCACAGCAGACACGGUGAUCAUCUUUGAUUCAGACUGGAACCCUCACAAUGAUAUUCAGGUAGGCCCUUCUGCUCCCCUGAUCACGCGGGCCCCCCUCCUCCUUAUGGACUUCUGCUUUUAAGGAGGUGGCUGGUGCUGUGAUGUUUUUAUUGUAAUGCUCUGCAUGUUUUAAUAAACUAUAUAUACACUGUGUAUGUGUAUAUAUUAUGUUUAUUUUUAUAAUUGCUUUUUUCUAUGUUUCUAGAUGUUUCUAAGCAUCUAAAACAUCAGGGGGAAAGGUGGGAUAUAAAAAUAAUAAUAAUUCUGUAGAUCCACCGGAGGUUGCACAUAAGAACCACUUUGAGGGUGUGGUUGUUGUUUUUUACAAUCAAUAUAUUAAUUUUAUGAAGUAAAUAAUAAAAUAAAAAAAACCUUUCUGGAUCAGACCAAAGGCUGAUUUUAUCUAUCAUCCCUUUUUCACCCAUUAGCCAACCAGCGGUCAACGGGUUAUAGACAUUCCCACAAUCCAACUAUACAAGCAAAAUCCUCAGCAUCCCAAGAAGCUUACUUUUCAUUAACACAGAGAUAAUUUUUAGUCAAAGCUAUUUUCUGGCCACAAAGAUAAGCUUGGUCAUGUACCAGCAACGCCUGCUAAAAUUUCUAGGCUAGAGUGAGGCUAAUUUCAGCACUCCCACCCAAGGCAUGGACAAAUGGAAUGAAUAAUGCAAAAUCAGCAAAUGCAAGGAAAGUAGUUUUCAUCUACUUUAUUCAGGUACCAAAUUAGGCAUUUUGAGAUAACAGCAUGAGAGAGGCCUGUAUUGCAGUUGACCCUGAGCCCUUGGAACAGAGUGGAUAAUUAAACCUUAGCAUGGUAUUUGCCAAGUGAUGAUGGUUCUUACUCAUCUGACAAACCCGCCAAACAUUUUUUGGUUUUGGGUCUGUGUUUCCUGGAGUGUGAGAUGUAGAGGUGACCCUCCCCUCCCUCAUGCAGACACAGAGCAAUCCCUCAGCAAAGGGGGGCUGUGGCCGGGUGCAUUGGGGAGCCCAAGCUAUGGCUUCUACCAAGCUGGCCCACAGUUACAGACCUAUGUGCUCACAGAGUGAAGACAAGGGAAGAAAAUCUGAUGGCAAAUGUGGAGCAAUGAGUUUUCCAACAGGCCUCUUUCAUGUACAGGGUGUUUGGGUUAAUUCUCUCUAUUCCCCUUUCUCUGCGUUUCCUCCCUUCCCUGCCUUCUCAUGGUUUGGGUGCUAUUGCAGGCUGCUUCUAGAACCAAAGUCACUAGAGUUCUCUGACAUCAUUGCAGAUCAGCCAAUGGCUAGGGACAAGUAUACAGAUGGGCAGCAGCCUGCUUUAUCCUAAAAUAUCUUCAGAUGUUACCAUUGCUGCAAAGCAGGUCCCGUUCUUUCCCUCCCUCCCUAUGGUUCCUAUUGGUUCCUAAGGUGAGAAACCCAAAUCAGGACUUAAGGGCCAUAAUCCUCCCCAAGCCAUUUCAUCAUUACCUGACUUUCUCGGGUUGUUUUUCACCCCCCAUUUUGCAGGCCUUCAGCAGAGCUCAUCGCAUUGGCCAGGCCAACAAGGUGAUGAUCUAUCGCUUUGUGACACGGGCCUCUGUGGAGGAGCGUAUUACGCAGGUGGCCAAGCGGAAGAUGAUGCUGACUCACCUGGUUGUCCGCCCAGGCCUGGGCUCCAAGUCGGGCAGCAUGUCCAAGCAGGAGCUGGAUGACAUCCUCAAGUUUGGCACUGAGGAGCUCUUCAAGGACGAAAACGAGGGUGAGAGGAUCGCUGCUGUGGGUGAUGCAUCAAGAGGCAGGCAGUUGUUUGCAGUGUCCAAGGGUUGUCCCAAGUAGAGUUAAUUGCAGUAGUCUAGCCUCAUAUAUAUUAGGAGAGGAAUAACUGUUGCACAUUGGGAAGCUGAACAAAGGAAGCUAUAUUCUUUUAAUCAGACAGAGCUGCUGAGCAGUAUGCUUGGCCUCUUCUGCCACCUGGGCUGCCAGGUGCACCAUAGCAUGUUGCUAUGUUGAAUGAUGCAGGUAUCUCUUGCUGCAGCCAUUACAGUGUAAAGUGUACUGUGCAGAAUCAGGGUUUGGGCUGAAGGUGAAAUCCAUCGAUCAUAAAUUGCAGCAUCCUUUGCGGUGAAACUGGCAGCAGUCUCCCAGGUCUCAGCCUCAGUCUCCUACCCCUUGCCCCCUUUUCUUCUCCUCGCCUCGCUACAGGAGAGAACAAAGAGGAGGACAGCAGUGUCAUCCACUAUGACAACGAAGCCAUUGCACGGCUGUUGGACCGUAACCAGGAUGCCACCGAUGAUGCGGACGUCCAAAACAUGAACGAGUACCUCAGCUCCUUCAAAGUGGCUCAGUACGUGGUUCGGGAGGAGGACAAGGUCAGUCGGACAAGGCAGCUGUGAGAUCAUGGCUGAUGAUUCAAUAGGCAGCAAGGCUGUGCUCCAGGGCUUCAGAUGAGAGCCUGAAGCCAUGGAGCAAUGGGUGCAGAGUGUGCGGCUCCACCAGGUCGCUUGCAAAGGGUGACUGUUUUUGUGCUAGCGUGUGCAUCCCAGUGACUCCGACCUUCUCUUUACUGCCUCAGAUUGAGGAGAUUGAGCGGGAGAUCAUCAAACAAGAGGAGAAUGUGGACCCUGACUACUGGGAGAAGCUGUUGCGGCACCAUUACGAGCAGCAGCAGGAGGACUUGGCUCGCAACCUAGGAAAAGGGAAGCGUGUGCGCAAACAGGUCAACUACAAUGAUGCAGCCCAAGAGGACCAAGGUCAGCAUUUCGGGGUCCCCUUGAGAGGAUAGGAGUGGCCACCUGGCACUCUCAGGGCUACUGAACCUAUCUCCGAACAAAAUGGCCCCAGAUUUUAGGGACCCUAUCCUGACCUCCCCCCCCAACAUUCUCUUGUAAUUUGAAACCUGCAAAUGCGGCGGGGGGGGGGAGUGAUUUUAUGCAUGCUUGGAGUGGCUAGACCUCAGGAAGUAUUCCUGAUGGAGGUUGUGGGGGGAACAGAGCCAGAACUGCAUCUUCUUUGCGUUGUGUAAGGUUUUACCAGAUUCCAUCUGCUGAAAGUGCGUGAGGACUGUGGUUUUUUUUGGGCAAGACAUGGAGGUAGGACUGCUUCUCCCAUCAUGCAGUGGAAGGAAAUCUAGACUAACAUGCCCCCCUGAAAACCAACCUGGUCAUAUAUUUGGUCACUGGUGUCUUAAGCAAUUUUCAGCUUUCAAAAAAGGGGGUUGGUGGUUGUGUUCCAGCAACCUCUCCAGCACUUUGCAUGGAAGUGAUCGUCUGGUGAUGUGGGGUUUAUGGGAGGGGGCAAGAAGCACUGAAAAAGCAAGAGCCUUGUACUGCUUGCAAACUGGCCUGAUGCUGUUUCAGACAAUCAGUCCGAGUACUCAGUGGGCUCUGAAGAGGAGGACGAAGACUUUGACGAAAGGCCAGAAGGUGAGGGCUUGUUUUUCCUUCCUCUCCUGCAUGUGGUGUGCCCUGAAAGGAGCCUGAAGAUUGUGUAAUAGUCCAACUCUCGGCCCAGGGGAGGGAUCCUCCCUCUUUCCAUGCUCAAUCCACAGCUUGUGAGCUCCUGCCAAGCAAAGAGAGGGAACAAAUCUAUAUGGCUGGUUGGGAACAGAGGUUUGCUCUUGUGCAGCAUUCCAUCAGGGCUGUGAACUGUGUGUACACGCGCGUUUUUGUGUUACUGAUUCUUGACCUACGCUGCCUUGUAUUGCACCUAACAAACCCCGUGGGACUUGCUCUUUCCUGGUGGCCUGCCUUCCUCUGUGUGAUGGGAGGUUGCUUUCUAUCACGGCAGCCUGCUGCACAUGUCUUUCUGGGAUCUCAGCCAGCCAGCCCUCCCUCCCUAUUGGCAUGCCAGGAGGAGGGCUGCGUUCUCUUCCUGGCUUUCCCGGGCCAAAUGAGUGUGUGGCCUUGGGCAGGCCAGCACAAGGGACUUUGGUGGGACCUGCUCCAUGUCCUGCCUGCCAAGCCAGGCGAGGCUUUCUGGGCACCCGGCCAUGCCUCGGCAAUACUAGAGCAGUGGAGGGAUGUGAUCGUAAGCCUCUGUCUCUCGCUCUGCGUGCCAAGGUCGCCGACAGUCCAGACGGCAGCUCCGGAACGAGAAGGACAAGCCUCUCCCCCCGCUUCUGGCACGAGUUGGUGGGAACAUUGAGGUGAGAGGACGGCUUUUGAGUGGUGGGCGGGGAAACAUGGAUGGGACAGGUCCACUUCCCCAACAACCAUUUGAACUGUGGAGUAGGAAAAAAGUAUGGGUUGGACUACUGGACGAUCUUGUUUCUGUAGGCAGAUGUCAGGGAAGAGGAAGUUUGUCUGUGGGAAAGGGGGACUGGAAAAGGAGCAGUGCUUUGGCAUUAUUUAUUUUUUAUUUCAUUAAAUUUAUUCACUGCUUGAUUGUAAAAAAAGCAAGCAAACAUCAAAGCGGUUUACAAAAUCUAUGUGUUGUGGUACAGCUUGAGUGGUGGGCAAUUUGGCAACAGUUACGCUCUGUGGGCAAGUGGCUAGUUUCCUAGGUUUCCUAGAAGUUAGGGGGACCCUAGCAGUAGCCAUAUUAGUGACGCUUUGGGGAUGACCCUGGCUUUUGUGCCACCUUCCUUCAGGUGCUCGGGUUCAACACCCGCCAGCGAAAGGCCUUCCUGAAUGCCGUCAUGCGCUGGGGCAUGCCUCCACAAGAUGCCUUCACCUCCCAGUGGCUGGUCCGGGACCUGCGGGGCAAGACGGAGAAAGAAUUUAAGUAGGUGUCUUGUGUGAGAUUUGCGUCCUGCGACAUUCCACUUCCCAGGGGGAAGAAGGGUUCAUCCUGCCUCCUGAUUAACAAGUUUUGAGGAUCCUCCUGCAAAGCAGCUAUAACCAGGGUUGUCUAAACGUCACAGUCCUACUAUACAAGCACAAACACACAGCAUCUCAAGAAACUUAUUUUCAUUAAAAGAAAAAGAAAGAAAACAGACUCUUUCUAGACAUUCUGGCCCCAAAGAUAAGCUUGGCUGCAUACCAGCAAUGUCUGCUAAAACCUCCAGCGCUCGAGGGAGGCUCAUCUUCAGCACUCCCCCUGCUAGUAUGAACAACUGGAACAUAUCAUACAAAAUAAGCAAAUGCAAGGAAAGCAGUUUUCAGUCUAAUUUGUUCAAGUGCCAGAUUUGGCAUUUUCAGGUGUAGCAUGACAUAUAGCCUGUACUGACCCUGUACCCUUGGAACAGGGUGGAAAGAUUAGCCCUAGGACUCUAUUUGCCAAGUGAUGAUGGUUCUUACUCAUCUGACAAACCCUCCAAACAUUUUUUGGGUCUGUGUUUCCUGGAGUGUGAGGUGUAGAGGUGACCCUCCCCUCCCUCAUGCAGACCCAGAGCAGUCCCUCAGCAAAGGGGGGCUGUGCCCGGGUGCACUGGGGAACCCAAGCUCUGGCAUCUACCAAGCUGGCCCACAGUUACAGAGCUAUGUGCGCACAGAGUGAAGACAAGGGAAGAAAAUCUGACGGCAAAUGUGUGGGUCUUUGUCAUAGGUGGGGUGUUUGGGUUCAGGUCCACGUUCAGUAUUUCUAUUCCUUUCCGUUUCCUCCUUUUCCUCCCAUCUCAUGGUUUGGGUGCUAUUGCUUCUGGAAACAAAGGCACUGUGACAUCACUGCAAUCUAGCCACUGGUUAGGAGCUGGCUUUUGCAGAUGGACAGCAGCCUAUUUCAAAAGAUGUUAAGGUGCCAUCCACUGCCGCAAAGCAGGCUCCUCCUGCUUUAAACCCAAAUAAUUCUGUUCACAGCAGCUCACCAAAUGCAGAGGAUAAGAGGAAACCAGCUCAAUCGGAUCAAAGGUCCAUAUAGUCCAGCACCCCCCCCCCACAGUUGCCAGCCAGUUGCCCCAAGCGGGGGAAGUCUACAAGCAGGACAUGAGUGCAGUCACUCUCUCCUGCCCAGGAUCGCCAGCAAUGAGUAUUGAGAGGCAGGCUGACUCUGAUCCAGGAAGAAGCAUACAGCUAUUGAUAACUGCCUUUAAAGUUGUCCAAAUUGGCAGCCAUUGGCACAUUUUGUUUCUAUAGGCACUGUGUGAAGGACUCGCCUUCCAUUCAUUUUCACUGGAUAAUCCCACUGAUUAUGGGAGUGAAGCAAAAAUGCUUCUCCAUACAUUGCAUAAUUUCAUACAAAUUUAUCACCCUCUACUUGCUUUUUUCCUAAACUAAAAAGCCCCAGAUGUUUGUAGAACCAUAGAAUGGGAGCACAAGUGUCAUCGUCCAACACCCUGCCUAUCACAGCUAAAAAAAUCUAUUUCAGAUGGCCUUCUAACCUCCAUUUUAAAAUUUCCAAUAAGGAGACUCCAGCACCUUCCCUGGUAUUCCAGUCCACUGCCAAACAGCUCCUACUGUCAGAAAGUUCUUCUUAAUAUUCAGUCAGGAUAUCCUUUCUCAUUUAAAUCCAUGGUUUGGGUCCUACCCUCCGCAGCAGCAGAAGGCAAGUUUGCUCCAUCUUCCAUGUGACACCACUUCAGAUAUUUGUUUUAUCUGUUGUAACCUUUCUUCAUAGGGGAGUUGCUCUGUCCCCUGAGCAUCCAUGGGGAAAUGUAUCAGGAUCUUAACUUUGGUGCUCCCCCCCCCCCUUGCAUAAAUUCUCAUUCAGCCUGUUGGAUUUUAUAUUUCUUCAGGGCAUACGUCUCACUAUUCAUGAGACACCUCUGCGAGCCUGGGGCUGACGGUUCUGAGACUUUUGCCGAUGGGGUGCCCAGGGAAGGUCUCUCGAGGCAGCAGGUCCUGACACGGAUAGGUGUCAUGUCUCUGGUGAAGAAAAAGGUAGGGAAUCUGACCAUCAGGGUAGGAAAGGCAGUGGGUGGGUAAAGGGAAAUCAUCCAGUUCCCUUAAGAAAUUAUUAUGCGUGGGUUUGAGCAUGGCUUCUUUCCUCUAAAGGAAAAGGAAGUGUUCUUGAGUAUCUUGGUUUUCUUGUUCACCAUUAACCAGGUAAAUUCCAACUCCCUCUUCUUCUUCUUGCUUUAAAUAACAAGCCAAUAUUUUACCCAUCCUCUCUCCACAAUCCCCAUAGCUCUGGUGCAAAUAAGCCAGUGCAAAUUCAGCUCUAGCAUAAUAUAGUUAAUAUUAUGUGCAUUGCAACCUUCAGUUUGAAGAACAGGAUGCUUAAAAGACAAUUCACUAUUUUCUCCAAAUUCUCUUCUUGGGAAAUUCUAGUCUGUCUCCUGUAAGAAGCAUAUGCUAUUAUUACUCAAAUAUAGACUUCCCAUUCAAUAGCCUGGGAAGAAGUAGUGCCCUUAUUAUUUUCAAAGUAUUCCUGGAAUUCAGCAUCUCUUUGAAUUUUAAAAUUCUCAUCAUACAAAAGUGAGAUACUUAAAUGCCAUGAGACCGAACCACAACUUUUGUCUGCUUUGAGGCUAUUAGCAUGAUUUUUUAAAGGGAAUGAAUGGGAAUGCCAGUAUUUUGUUGUGGGAUUUUUCUGUUUCAGAACAGCUUGACUGCAGAAUCUCUUCUAUGAGAGCCUGACUGAGUCCAUGGGAUCCUCCCCCCUUCCUCAAUAUUUCUACUGUUGGGCUUGUUCUUGCGGCCCUUAUCUAACACAGCGAAAAUGUGUUUGCUCACAGUGGGCUGCAUAUCUUUUUGUAUGGCAGGUGCAAGAGUUUGAACACAUUAAUGGUCGCUGGAGCAUGCCUGAAUUGAUGCCUGACCCCAGCGCUGACUCCAAAAAGUCAUCCCGAGCUUCAUCUCCCACAAUCAAAACCUCCACCACCACCCCAGACCCCAGCUGCACCAAUACCCCCUGCACCUCCAAGCCAGGUAUGCCCCCUGGAGCAAUGGGAAACACUGAGCAUCUCUUGGUGGGAGGAAUGCCAAAUCACUUCCAACCAAAAGGCCAGAGACCCUCCUAAUGGGUUCAGAAUCUGGCCAAUAGGUGAAGGUAUUUUCCUUCAUGUUGCUAGUCUCUUAGGAUUUCUAUCCUGCCAUAUCUCUGAGCAUUGGGGCUGGCUACAUUUACUAUUCAUUCCAAAUAGAUAUCACUCUCAAAAGAGCUUAGAAUUUUGCCCCAGGGUCUAAGACAAAGUCGCUUUACAUUGAUACCGGUGUUAAUGAAACCAGAUUCAGUUUAAGGAGGUGGCUGUAUUAAUGCUAGCAUACAUUAGAUAAAAACUUGGUUUGUUAAAAUGAUAAGCAUCAUGUAGAUUUGAAUGGCUGCAGUUUAUCUUGGCUUUGGAUUGGUCCUAAGGUCUACAGGAUUAUAGUGCAAAAGUGUUUUUGAAGGAGAGGAUGACUGUUACCUUGGUGUCCAUCCCACCAGCUACCCCGGCUCCCAGUGACAAAGGAGAUGGGGCAACCCUGGCAGAGAAGGAGGACCCAGAAGCCAAAGAUGAGAAGCCGGAGAAAGAAGCCAAGGGUGGCGAGAAAAUGGAGGUUGAGGUUUGUGUUUGUGCAAGGGAGGGGUUCUUUCAGGUGGUCCUCCAAGCAAUAGAGCUGCCUGGUUUGGUGUACCUUGUGGGGGGAGAUAUUUUGGGAAUGCUUUCAAAAGCAGAGCUCCUGGGGAAAUUACCAGGAUUAUUGGCGCUGAAGGCAACAACCAACGUUCUGUGGAUGUGCCCUGUUCUCUUCUUCCCACUAAUUUUGAAAUUAAAAGCUUCCGGCCUUUAGAAACAACAGCUUGAGGAUUCCACUGUUAAGCAGUAGCUCCAGUUGCAGACAGUGAAACUUCAACCACAAAAUCCCCUUUAGUAGCGCUACAUCAUCUCUAAUUCACUUCCCUGCUGUGUGGAAUUCCUAGCAAUGUAUCACUUGCUCAAAGGGUGGUGGAAAAUGGUUGUUAUUUUGCAUUUCUCAGCCUUCAGCCCCCGAGCAGCCCACUUCUGCCACCUUCUCAGGGGAAAAAGCGGAAAUGGAGUCGUCCAAGAAGCCUGAUCAGGAGGGAUUGGUAGCACUUGGGGAGAAGGAGACAGAAGCCGAGCCCGCAGUCAAGGAAGAGAAAGAGAAAUUGGGUAAAGAUUUAUAAGGAUGGGGAUGGAGGGGGAAUGGUUCUAGAUCUGAGCACUGAAGACUGUCCUUCUUUGGGAACGUGGGGAAAAUGCAUUUGAGUAAUAAAAGGAAGGUGCAAAUGUGCCUCAAGAAUCCUCACCUGCUCUUUACUGUCAAGGAAUGUGGACCUGAGAAGAGCUUGUCAUCAGUGGGAGUUCUAGCCAAACUUCCACCUUGCUUGUAUCUUCUCUGGAUGGUGUGUGGUGGUGUUGUGGAGGUAGUGCCCAUGGUUCUAUGGGACGCCCCCCCCCCCCCCGUGUCAUGAUAAGCAACCAAUGUUCCAUUUUCAAAGAGGGCAGGAAGCUUUGGCUGUUCCUUUUGGGGGGAAAUGGUAACAGAUUAUAGUGAAGAUCCUACACAGCACUGUAUGACAUCAGAUACUCCAAGUGACACCCCCAUACCUCACAUUUCCCCUGCACUUUCCAAAGUUCCAGAUGCUGAUCCCGAAAAACUCAUGGCAGAUGAGAAACCCACAGAGAGUGAUGAGAGUAAGGAAAAGGCUGAGGGAGAGGCACAGGAAGUGAAAAAAGGUAACAUGGGCUUUAUGAGGCAGAAUUGUAGAGGGAUUAACCCAUAUGUGGUCGCAGGGCUUGAACUAAAGCCCUUUGCAACCUAGAGCUGAAUCUGUGUCACCAUUCGGGGGUUAGGCAAGUUGGGGGGAAAUGAGCAGUUUAGGACUCUCACUGGGAAGGGGUCAUGUGAUACUUUCCAGUUUUUAACGCCCCCUCCCCACAUUUUGCCUUGCCCUGGUUGCUGGGAAUGGCCCGAUGGCAGGAUUUGAAGGUCCAGUCUGGGAAAGGACAAAGACCACCAGUCUCUGAUCCCCCUUCCCACUCCAGAAAUUGGCUGACAUGUGCAGGGUGACUCCACAUGGCCUUGAGGGAGGGAGGCAAGCCUUAGAUUUGAGGGUGUGGCUUAUGUAGAAUUUUGCCAACCCCCUCCAGCGGGGAAGCCUGUGGGGAGGGACACAGAAGCUACAGGAGGGAGAUGGAGAAUUCAGGGCUUGGUGGCCUCUUUCAUCUCCCUGUUCUUACCCUCCCUCUUACAAGAAGAGGCAAAAGCCGAGAGGGAGCCUGGAAAAGAGCCCAAAGCUAGCAGCAUCAAAGAUGAAAACCGGAACAAUGGCAAGAAGGAGGAGAAGACUGAGAAGCCCCGAUUCAUGUUCAACAUAGCCGACGGUGGCUUCACGGGUAUGUUGUGGCUUCGGGUGCAGACCCACAAUGUGAGGAGCCUGUGCUGGGAUAGAGAGUGACCUGGCAAGUGUGUGUGUGUGUAGGUGUGUAGAGAGUGGCCCUCUCCCUUGUUUGGGCCAACUAGGGAAAGACGCUCUCUCCCUUAAGUGGAUAAUGUGUGAACUAGGUCACUUAGUGUGGAAGUAACUUGUACUGUUUGGGUGCCAGCUGGGUCACCUUGUGAAGAGAAACAGUGCAUUUAAUUUUGCCAGGAGUUCAUCGAGAGUAGCACUGACUGUGGACAUCUCUCCCCCCCCCCCCCCUCUUUCUUCAGAGCUCCACACCCUGUGGCAGAACGAGGAGCGAGCCGCCAUCUCCUCCAGUAAGCUUAAUGAGAUCUGGCACCGCCGACAUGACUACUGGCUACUGGCGGGCAUUGUUCUGUAUCCUUUGACCCAGGAGAGCAGUAUGUGUGUGUGUGUGUGUGUGUGUGUGUGUGUGCUGAUUCAUGGCAAGCAAGGAGAGCCAAGCUCACCUCCUGGAAACCCCUACUUGAGCUCUUCCUCAGCGAAAGGUGUAGCCCUUGGCGAGAGAUGUGACACUACAGAGAGGCGAGUAACAGAAAUAUAGGAUUAGUGCCUAACCUGGGAGUGGGCUUGGUUAUGGCACUCUCCUCCAAUAUCGGUCACUGGCUGAUUCAAAGGGAGAUUUGGCACCUUCUGAACAGCUGUCUAGAGCAGGGAAAAGACCCAGCGACUGUUCUCUGUGCUAGGCAUGUCCGCUGCUGGCGUUCUGUAUAGCAAACAUGACUUCAGUGUUUCCCCCUCUUGAAUGCUGCUGACCGUGGAGAAAAAGCGUCCUAGCAUGGGAGAAGAGCCCAGCAGCUGCUCAGGGGCUGCCCUGCUGCUCCUGGAGGAUUAUCCAACCAUUGCCUGGCAGGGACUAGGACCCAGCAUCUUCUCCUUCUAGCCUUGAAAGGAAACGUUCCAUAGGCAGUCAUCUGCCCAAAAGGUUUUCUCCUAAUCAUGUCCUGUGAUCCCAAGCAUCUUUGCCCAGCAGGGCUCAAUGGGACUUCUUCCCCAGGUGUCUUUUAAUAUUUCAUACCAAGUCUGCCACCUCCUCCAUUCCUUUAUUUCUGAGGGAAACAAAGGUUCAAACGCUUUUUCUUGCUGUUGUAUGCUUUUUUAUGUUUAUGGAGCUGUGUGUGUUGACAGGGAACAGCAGAUCCAGACUUUCUCUCAUAGCUUCAAGGCUGGGAAAGGCAUUUUAUGGCCUCUUGGUUCAGGGUAGAUAACCAUGCAGAACCAUAAGCUGUAGACUGUGACUUCAUGCCAGGCAGUUCCUUGUUCCCCUGCCUUGCUGGGAAGUGGCAGUGGGUUCCCUGUGGCCUGUCAAGAUUCCUUAAUGCCCCUGCACCUCUCUACAGUCACGGCUACGCUCGCUGGCAGGAUAUCCAGAAUGACAACCAGUUCGCCAUCAUCAAUGAGCCCUUUAAGACCGAAGCCAACAAGGGAAACUUUUUGGAGAUGAAGAACAAGUUCCUUGCCAGAAGAUUCAAGGUGUGGAUGAAUUGAUGGGACCAGACAAUAGAAUGAAGGGCUUGGGGCCAGUUGGCAGUCACAGAGCACGGCUACUUCAGGCACAGCAGUCUGUGUAAUUCAAAAGCUUGCUUUCAGCAUUUUGAAGCUAAAGUUGAAGCUGUGUUAACGUUGGCAGUGUAACCAGAGGUUGCCAAUCUGAGGACGACGACGAUGUCAGCGGCUUCUGAAAUAAACCAGGCGUAUAUCCAGACAAUUACAUAUUUCCACAAUCACAAAUGUAUUUUGGGGUGCAAAAUAAUCUCAGCUUUUAUAAACAGGUUUCUAGUCCUUAUGGUUAUGAAAAUAAGUUUGAAUCUAAUGCCUGGGGAGAACCUGAAAUCCUUAAAGUGGGGCAGUGGAGGUGUAAGCCUUUCAGGGGUACUUCAGUAUUCUGCAUAGUUUAAUUUCCCUCUUUGUGGCCUACAAGAGCCAGAAUUAACUGUAUUUGUUUAAACUAAUCAGUACUGAAGAAUCUGCAAAUUAUUGCCCAGUCCUGGUUUUGGUUACCUUGAGAGGAAAGCCACGUUGGGCCAAAUGGCAGUUUUUCAAAGCACCUCAUUUUCCAUCUCUCCAUUUCCUUCCUUCAGCUUCUGGAGCAAGCCCUGGUGAUUGAAGAGCAGCUGCGGAGAGCCGCCUACCUGAACAUGACUCAGGACCCCAGCCACCCGGCCAUGGCCCUCAACACCCGCUUUGCCGAGGUGGAGUGUUUGGCCGAGAGCCACCAGCACUUGUCCAAGGAAUCUCUGGCUGGCAACAAGCCUGCCAACGCCGUCCUGCACAAGGGUAAGAGGCGGGCGGGUAGGAGGGCCCGGAGAGGACAGUCCAUGUGAACCCCCUACACCCCGCCCCCCGCGCCUCUGUGCAGCGUCCUCCUUCUGUACCACAUUCUGAAUCCAUUAAAGUGCGGUUGUGAUCAGAAAAGCCGCUGUGUACAGUUGUCUCCUUGAUCCUGCUCUGUGUAUCUCUGGUGUAUCUGCUUUGGUCUAUCCAUGGAGUAUCCACAAAUAUCUUCUGAGUAUCUGCCAACAAUCCUUUGUGUGCUUGCUGGACAUCUGCAAAACAUCUUUUUAUCUUCUGAACAUUUCCCCUCUCCUCUCUGUCCCAAGCAUGAUUGCUGAGUAGUCCACUGAGUAUCUUUCGGUGUAGCAGUGGAAUUAUGCCCUCCAGACUAUCCUCUUACACAAUCAUAUUCAGUGCUUUUGAUGUAUCUUUUCUUUUUUUAAAGUCCCCAUAAAAUUCUCUUGAGUUUCACAUGGAGCACUUCUGAGAUACCUGGCUCCAUGCGCUUUUAAGUAUCACUUGUGUAUUUCUCCACCAAGUAUUCUGUGAGUAGCACUGGUUCACAUUUGUCCCCAUCCACGUGUCUCUUAAAUAUUUUGCUGUCUCUGGUGCAUUUCUCAAGUAUAUCUGGUUUGUUUUCCUGUGAGUUUCUCUGGUGUGUCCCCCACCCUCCCAAAUACUGUGUGAGCAUCCUUUGCAUUUAGUCUCCCAUCUUGGUGCAUUCAUUUCCCUCCAUCUGCUUGGGCUCAUCCGAGAGUCUCCAGUGCCUGGUAGCUAUCCUUUGGGAGAGUAUUUCCUCUGUGCUUGGUGAUGAACAAUCUGGCAAGUGGGCCAAAUCCCUUCUCUACGACGGGUGGGCAGAAAGAAUGGAUGGAUCUUCUAGCUCAUUUUAGGAGGGUCCAUGGAGUGAGUUUGGCUCAGGAGCAAAUCUCACGCCGCUUCCCCAGCCCCCAUGAACUUGGUGAAAUGCAGGAUAGGUUUGGCAAGGGGUUCUUGGGUUCCAGGAGAGGUCGACUGUUAACCUGGGCUCUGUCCCCCCUGACAGAUUUCGGUCUCUUUCUCCUUCUGUCUCCUCCUUUCUCUCUCCUACCAGUGCUGAACCAGCUUGAGGAGCUUCUCAGUGACAUGAAAGCGGACGUGACGCGCCUGCCAGCCACGCUCUCUCGCAUCCCUCCAAUUGCCGCCCGCCUCCAGAUGUCCGAACGCAGCAUCCUCAGCCGCUUGGCAAGCAAGGGGAACGAGACGCAGACUGCCCCGGUAACCGUCCGCUCCUUGCUCCACUCUCGUUUCCCUGACUGGCCAGUGAAGUGGGGUGGAGGGCAGCUCACAACAGGGCCUAGCAUGGUUUUGCUUCUAUUGGUGUGAAGGCAGCCUGGAACACAACUGAUAAAACAGGUUGUGAAACUUUUAAGACUUGGAGGGAUGGUCCUUCCAGACAGACAUAUUAUUACCACCUGUUCUCUUGUGGCAUUUCUCUGCAUUGUGGCUGGAGUUCAGUUGCCCUCUCCCUCUUCUUUUUUUCUUCUUCUCUUCUUACAGGCCUUCCCCCCUGGGCCCUAUGCCACUCCUCCAAGCUUUGGGGGCUCCUUUGGUGCCACCCCUGGCGGAACGCUGCCCACUAUGGGUGCCAACUACAGCCAAAUGCCAACUGGCUCCUUCAUCACAGGUUGGUUGUGGGUGACUGGGGAAAGAGCAGGCAAGGGCAAAUUGAAACUGCAUGUGGGAUCUCUGACCACAGUUCACCCACCCCCACUGUUGUGGGGCCAGCGGGGGGGCGGGAUUUUGUCUCCUUCCUGGACCAAAAUACAUCCUUAGAGCAACAAAUCAGAAUGAGCAUUUUUGAUAUUCUGGCAUUCCUGUCUUUGACAUGGGACCCUAGAUAGCAUUCUCUGAUCCAGUCACUAACCAGACUCAUACCUACUUAACAAUGAAACCCAUCGAGGAAUGAAGAUUCCUGGGUAGUCUGGGGGAAGAAAGGUCAUUAAAUGGGUGUUGAAGGAAGUCCAGCAAUUGUAGCUUCUCUCCUUGGGUCAAGGAUGUCAGAACGUGGAAGUUGAUGAGGGAUUUUCAUGGUUGGUUGUUUUUUUCAGUGCCCCUAAAAAUUCAGCAAAAUAUGUUUGGCAUUUUAUGAUUUUAUUAAAUUUCACCACCACCCUGCACAAUACCAUUUUGAGGCUUUGCCUCUUUUUCUCCUUUCUGAUGCUGAUGAUGGCUUUCUAAAAAGAUUAGAACAUGUGGGCGGGGAAAGAAGUAUGUUUUGUGGUUGCUAGCCAAAACAGCAGCUUCUGUGGUCAGAAGUGGGCUAUGUAAUGGUGGUGACUUAUAGCGGGGGAUGGCUCUCACCACCAGUAUGCCCUCCUCCUCUUGUUCCUUCUCAGUGGGCAGGAGGGAGCACCAAGCAAGAGUUGGGAGCUGCAUGUCUGAGUCGUUCCUCCAGCUAACCCUGCCUUUUUCUCUCUCUGCUUGUGCAACUGCAGCCAACGGUCCCCCUGUGAUUGUGAAGAAGGAAAAAGAAGGAGAGAGCCUGGAGAAGAAAGAGGCGAAAAGUGGGGAGGUGAUUUGCAUAGACGACUGAUGGGGCACCUGGGCUAACUUGCCUACCUGGUCGCUUCUGGACAGGUCCUGCCUCUGGCAGAAGGGAGGGGCACGUGGUUCCCCUCGAGCCUCUCCUCUUUUAUUUUCUGAUCACGUUGGUGGUUUUGCCUGGGCGGUGGGGAGGGUGGGUGAAUAAUGCCCACCUCAACCUCCUGUGUUAGAUUUAGAUGCUGUCUCCCAAGCACCUCCUCUCUCCCUUCUUGGGUGUGGGGAGGCAGGUCUCAAAACCAGCCAGGGAGAAAUGUUUGGGAGCCAGGGCCCAUCUGGGUUCUGUUCCUGGCCAGAGGCUUUUAAGUGGGCAGGAAAAGCAGGAAUUGGAAUUAGGCUCCCAGGGCUCCACCUUUGGAGUCUCCUGCUUGUGACAGGGGAGGGGGCUGCCUGCCUUGAGGCAUUAGCUCCAGGCAGUGCUGAACCUUUGAGAAGCACUGCAAAGUGACUCUAUAAAUAUGAAUAUAUAUAUAAUGUAUACACACUCAUCCUGUAUGUUUAACCCCCUUCCCACUUGUGCUUGGACCCCUUGCAGGGGCGAUAAUGGGGCAGUCUGGGGAGGGGGACACACUCCCUAGCCAUGUUCUGUUCUGAGAACGCAUAGUGUGGGGAGCAAACUCCACCACCAUCUCCCUGCAUCUGGAACUCUGGGGAAGCCAGAUCCCGAAGGUGCGCUCCUUCCAGGAGUGUCCCCUGCUUUGAGCGGGCGGGCAAGGGGGCUGCCUCUUUCCCCCUCCUUCCUGCCAGCCUCUUCCUUAGAAGCAAGUUGUUGGAGGAGGAGGGGGGCAGGGAGAAGGGGCAACAGGAGGGCCAGCUCUGCGCUCCUGGAUUUUGUUGCCGGAUCUCAAGUCACUUCUUGUUUAAAUCUUACAGAAUAAAGGCACUGUUUCCUUGGCUACAUCA
Molecule: messenger RNA, 59031 nt
Organism: Podarcis lilfordi (Lilford's wall lizard)
Lineage: Eukaryota; Metazoa; Chordata; Lepidosauria; Squamata; Lacertidae
Source: the annotation of a GenBank genome assembly